CUUUGAGCAAGACAGCUGAUCCAUUGGAGAAGCUGCUCCAUUCACCCAAGCAACAAGCUGGCAAACACACCUCCUGCAAGGGAGAACCAGCUUAGCUUUUCUACUCAAUCAGGUUUCUUUCUUUUCCUUCUCCUUUUCCAUCUCCUUUCUUUUCCUGCUCUGGUCUGGAAAUGGACGCCAAAGAGCCACCUGGGAAAGAAAGUGUGGGGGCCAGGAAAAAAAACUUGACCUUCAUAAGGCACAGGCUGUACAUGCUGGAGAGGAGGAAGACAGACACGGUGGUGGAGAGUCAUAUUUCUGGAGACCACAACAGCUCUGGGACUUUGAGGAGGAGUCAGUCCGACAGGAGUGAAUACAACCAGAAAUUACAAGGUAAUAAAAAUGAGGAGAGGAAGGGCUUGAGGCUGCAAUCCUAACCCUACUAACCUGGGAGCCAGCCUCAUGGAAUUCAGUGAAUCUUUACUUCUGAGUAGACCAGGCUAGGACUGCAUUGUGACCCACAUUUCUGAAGUACUGGUCUAACUAUUGGAAAACAAUUCCAUACCAGAGAAGCUUGCAUGAUGGUGUUAGCUGUGAUGGAAGGUGGUGAGCAGGUUAGAUGUGGUGAGAGCUGGUGGAAAACAUUUUUAUGAAAUAGAUCUUAUUAAGCACUUGCCGGUAUUAUUGUUGUUGCUGUUGUAAGAAAUAGGUUCUUCACUGUAGCACCACUAAGCUAGGAAAUACUUUGAAGGGAACCUAGUUCCUCUCACAUUGAGGGGAAGUGCGUGAUUAAAUGCAAUUUUGCGGCAUUAUAACUGUCAUAUUGCUCCUGCUGUAACACUUUGUAAGUAACACAAGGGGCAAUUUUAAUGCAUUGAAGCCACGCAUUGAAAUAUACAGACAGGGUGAGAUAUUUUGUAGGCAGCCUUAAAUAGUAGGAAGUUUGUCUUGUGGGGCGGGGGGAGAUGCUUUGAUUUGGUUAUUUUCUUGUUUGGAUUAGGAACAGGUGAUCUGAGACAACAUACAUUUUCCACCCCUGCACACCCCUGAGGCCACACAUAAGUACAAUGACAUUUUAUUUUACACAUAUAUAUUCCCUUUGGGCAGAAGGGUGUGUUUUCUCUCCUGCAAACUGCAAUCCCCAGUGCUAUUUAUUGCACAGCUGUCUCCGUGAAUUCAGCAGAACUCUGAUCUCCCAGAGUGCAGGGAGAAAAAACAUGGUUCCUAGGACUUGUAGCAGAUUUGAAAUAAUGAAAAUAAAGUGCCAUUUCUGAGCAGGGAAAAUAAAAAUGCAGAACCAUCUGUGCACCAUUAAAACGACUUCCUAGAGAACUAUCCUCUAAAAGAGGGCUAGGCUAUACGAUCAACAUGCCAGUUCUACGUAUGUUUACCUGUAAGUGUGCAUAGGAUUAUCAGCAAAAUGGUUUAAAUAACUACAGUGAAAUUUCUUUUUGCUUCACUGGAGGAAUGCAGUCUGUAAAACUACACUGGUAAUACGGAACAGGUUUGGUUAUGCUGCCCUAAGGCCAUGUCCCUAUAGGCUUUCACACACACCCCUUUCCAGGGAGAACUAGAUCUCUGUGAUGAACAAUAGUCCAUGUUGUUCUUAGUCCCCCCUCCCUCCCUCCAGCCCUUUUAAAGGUUACUGCAGACACGGCAUUUCCUUAUAUGCAAAGGCUACCUGGCAGAACACUUCAGCUGCACGGAACAUUCUUCUUAACACACAAGGAAACAGCAUGUGUGCAUUUGCUUGGUGUGUCAAGGGAAGGCUAUGUUGCUCUGCUAUAUAUACAGACCCAGUGCCGGCAGUGUUCUGCCCACCCCACCUUCCGCAAUACCUGUUCAGUAAUUCCAGGACGUACUUUCAUGUCAUAUGAUCUAGUUCCUGGUGAGCAGUAAAUAUGCCCCAGAGCUUACGUGCCCGUUGGACCUGGCCCAAUUUGCAUGGGAACUAGAUUUCACAACUUUGCCUAGCCUGUUAGUGGCAUUUUGUAAUUUUCUCUCGUUUGAUGUCGGGUGCUGAAUACGGUUGACCUUGCCAUUGAAACAUUCGACUUUACACUGCAACGCUAUGGUUCUAUGAUUCACAGUAAGCUUGUUUUAUUGUUCAAAGAGCAUUUCCUAUCAGGGCUGUCAUUCCAUAGAAGAGAGUCCAGUCAUUCAUUUGAUCACAUGAAAAAUCAAAUAGCCCCAUAGUGUGGGUUCCCUUGAUCAAGAUGCUCCCAGUGGAUAGUUCUCUGGGAAAGGAAGCCUUCCUUGCUUCCCUCACUUCUGGCUUCAGUUGCUGGAUACCAGGAGAGGACAAGGAAUGUGGAUGUUUUUGCUCCUUCUCUGUGCUCCUCUCACUGCUCGCCUAAAGAGGGCCUGCACAGACAAGCCAGGAGGGGGAAUAGCAGGGCCAGGAGACCCCAUGGAUUGGUAUCGGUCCCCCUACUGGGAUGUGAGCAUCAGCCCAAUGAUGCCAAAACCCAAUGGCCGACUUGAAGUUUCAAACAUAUAAGAGCUCCAUGAAUAUGCAUAUAGGUCAAGGGGCGGAGUCUGCUGCUGUAUACUGCUCUGCCAUGCACAUCCCAUUGUGUCCAAUGGUGCUUUAAAUACUUGCAUUUUAAAAAUAAUGCAAAACAACAUUUUUAAACCUGUGGCUUGAUUAACCUGGGUGCCUUCUUUAGUCAUUCAAGAUGUUUUCAGGCUACAUGCUUCCCCUUCAGUUAAGUAACUCAAUAAGGGCAACCUUUUGAGUUUCUGUAGUAUAUACCUGGGUAAGAUUGCACUGCAAAUCCAGUGAACAAGUGGGACUUUCAGCAAAAUGCUGCAAUGUCUUGUUCAGUGUCUGAGCCAGCCAGCAAUGCCCUCUUCAAGGAAACUUCAUUCCAUCCCUUCCCUCCAUCAGACACUUAGCCCUCAGUGCCCACUGAGCAUGCUCAGAUUUGUUGCUGGGUCCCUGCCUCUUUAGAUGGUACUUGGGGUGUGUGUGUGUGUGUGUGUGUGUGUGUGUGUGUGUGUGUUGCUGCGAAGCUUUGGGAUUCCCCUCUCCAAGUCAGCUGAUAUCUCCCUCUUGUUUGGGAUGGGGGAAGAACCAUUUUGGUGAUAUAAGGAUUGGCACCUGCAGAAUGACCUGGCUGUUAGUAUAUAGGAAGUUGCAAUUCUGUUGUUGUUGUUUAGUUGUGUCUGACUCUUCGUGACCCCAUGGACCAGAACACACCAGGCACUCCUGUCUUCCACUGCCUCCCGCAGUUUGGUCAGACUCAUGCUGGUAGCUUCGAGAACACUGUCCAACCAUCUUGUCCUCUGUUGUCCCCUUCUUCUUGCGCCCUCAAACUUUCACAACAUCAGGGUCUUUUCCAGGGAGUCAUCUCUUCUCAUGAGGUGGCCAAAGUAUUGGAGCCUCAGCUUCACGAUCUGUCCUUCCAGUGAGCACUCAGGGCUGAUUUCCUUAAGAAUGGAUAGGUUUGAUCUUCUUGCAAUCCAUGGGACUCUCAAGAGUCUCCUCCAGCACCAUCAUUCAAAAGCAUCAAUUCUUCGGCGAUCAGCUUUCUUUAUGGUCCAGCUCGCACUUCCAUACAUCACUACUGGGAAAACCAAAGCUUUAACUAUACGGACCUUUGUUGGCAAGGUGAUGUCUCUGCUUUUUAAGAUGCUGUCUAGGUUUGUCAGUUCUAUUAUGUAUGUUAUAAUAUACUUUGUUGCCUGGGUCAUCUCACCAAGACAUAGACAGAAACACACACUCAUACCUGGAUAAAAGUCAGAUCCAGUAGAAUUAAAUGGAAAUUUGCAUGUUUUUACAUGAGGUCUCAAAAACAAACAAAAAAACAAAAAAACCCACAAUGCUGGCCAUUGCAAUACUAACUUCUUUGCAUAGGUGGCUGUAGGAUUUUUUCCCCAGAAGGAAGGGGUGGACUGGCAGAUAAGUAAAACACUGAGGGAUGGGGGGAAACAGGCUAGUUUCUCACCAGAAAAAUAAGACAAACAGUGCUUGUAUAUUUUGCCUCAUAUCUCAGGUUCUACAAAUGAUAGAAACUUGCUCUGGAUCCCCACAAUUCUUUGUACUGCAUCUCCUCCUCCAUCCAUGCAUCUCUGAAAAGUGGUGUAGUUAUCUGUGAAACAUUCCUUAUUAAAAUUUAGAAAGUUUGUCCUCCAAGUAUGUUUCUGAAAUCUCUUUCAGUGGUUUACCAAUGCUGCUGUUGGACACAUCUCAAACUUCCCCCCUUUUCUACUUACUUUGACAGGUUAGUGUAAUUUAAGUGGACAAUCACCAUCUUUAAGCAGGCAGUGCACUACAGAGGUUAGAAAAAAAAAUACCAUUGGUCUGUGGGGAGUGGGGUAUAUGCAACCCAUCAAGGCAGCAACUUUCUUUCCUAAGCUAAAGUUUAUAUAGGGCAGGGCCUCCCCCCCCCCCCCAUCUCUCAGCCCUUAGGGAUGCUGAUUCUUUCUUACUGGCUGCCAAAUUUCCUUUAACUCUGGAUGUUGUCCAUGCAGGUCAGUCGCACUUUCUCUUCAAUGGAUUUGUUUCCAUUAUUGAUGUCCUGCUGCAUGUGUAUAUAUAGCCCUUUUUCCUCAAUAGAAUCAAGUUACAAAUAGGAAUACAACAGCCUAUAAGGUUGAGGCUAUAAUUACAUGGGGGGGGGGGACGGACCAGCAGGUAGGUAAAAAAUAUUUUCUAAGGGCCUUUAUUUCUUCCCUUUUAAUACUGAACUCUUUAUUAACAUGACACGGCAUGGUUCUUUUGGGUAAAAAAAGAAGAAGGUAAAUUUAACUGAGGUUGCAGUGACUACUGAUCUCUUGCCCCCUGAAAGAGGAAGCAGAAUUUCCAAGCAGGCUCAGAAACAAACUGGUGGAAUCAUAGCAUAGCAUUUGGUAUAAGGGAAUUUCCCUUAAAAAAAAGGGAAACGUUGACAGCUAUGAAUCAUAGCAUUGUUGGAAAGGAACACAAGGGUCAUACAGUCCAACCCAACUUUUUGCCCAACAUGGGGCUCGAAUCCACAACCUUGAGAUUAAGAGUCAUAUGCUCUACCGACUGAGCUAGCCAAUAGAAUUCUUUCGACACAGGUGAGAAGAGCUCCUUGGAUGAAAGGCAGGAUAUAAUAAUAAUAAUAAUUUAUUUAUACCCUGCCCAUCUGGCUGGGCUUCCCCAGCCACUCUGGGCGGCUGUCAAAAAUAAUAAUAUUAAAACACUGCAAUACAUCAAACUUUAAAAGCUUCCCUAAACAGGGCUGCCUUCAGAUGUCUUCUAAAAGUCUGGUAGUUGUUGUUCUCUUUGACACCUGGUGGGAGGGCAUUCCACAGGGUGGGCGCCACUACCGAGAAGGCCCUCUGCCUGGUUCCCUGUAACUUGGCUUCUUGCAGUGAGGGAACCGCCAGAAGGCCCUCGGUGCUGGACCUCAGUGUCAAUGUAAUAAAUAAAUUCUGUGACCACUAUUCUUUGGAGAUGCUGCAAACCCAUCUCACCCCAAAUUCCAACCCUGUAACUUUCAGAAAUGACUAUUGCAGAAUCCAUACAGGGAUCCUUUUAUGCAUUGACUUCAGAAAUUAUCACCCACUGAGAAGAGAAAAUGGUCAUCUGAAUCCACCAGAAAAAAAAAUCACAGUGAGGAUAUUAUUUCAUAUGUGCAAUUUUUCUUUCUUUCAUUGAGCUCUUUCAACACUCCAGAGAGCACUCGGUUAGCAAUUAAAAGACUCUAUGGUCAGGAAAUUGAAACCAGAUAUUUCCUGGAAGGGAUGCCUCUUUCAUAUCUAUUGCCAAAAAAAUAAUUCAUUGGAAAACAAAACCUGGUGUCUGGAGUUUGGAUUACCUAAUCAAUAAUCUGUCACUGGACCUGAUAGUAUCAGAGCACUUUCAAAUUUGGUGGCAGUUCAUGCAAGGUCACAGAGACUAUAAUGUUUCCUCUGUUCAAAUACUCUGGAAAUCUAGAUACACACGUAUUUUUAGAACUUCUUUAUGCCGAGCAAAACACGCUCAGGCGCCAUCUACGCUAUGAAUCAGUAUCAUACCGCUGUAAAUGCUUCUCCCAAAGCUUCAUGGGAAAUGUAGUUUGAUAAGAGUACUGAGAGUUGUUAAGGAUACUCCUAUUCCACUCACCGAGCCAGAAUUCCCAGAGUUCAGUGGGAAUAGCAAAUCGACAGUUAAACUACUCUGAGAAUUGUGGCUCUGUAAGGGGAAUAGGGGGACGCGGGUGGUGCUGUGGGUUAAACCACAGAGCCUAGGACUUGCUGAUCAGAAGGUCGGCAGUUCGAAUCCCCGCGACGGGGUGAGCACCCAUUGCUCGGUCCCUGCUCCUGCCAACCUAGCAGUUCAAAAGCAUGAAGUGCAAGUAGAUAAAUAGGUACCACACCAGCGGGAAGGUAAACGGCGUUUCCGUGCGCUGCUCUGGUUCGCCAGAAGCGGCUUAGUCGUGCUGGCCACAUGACCCGGAAGCUGUACGCCGGCUCCCUCAGCCAAUAAAGCGAGAUGAGCGCCGCAACCCCAGAGUUGUCCAUGACUGGACCUAAUGGUCAGGGAUCCCUUUACCUUUACCUAAGGGGAAUAGGGGUCUGCUAGCAACUCUCAGCACCCUUACCUACCAUGCUACCAAGGUCAUUGUGGCAGAUCUGACCCCUGACCCCUCCCUGACCCUGCUGCCAGCCCCACUGUGGCACUGGCAACCACAACCCUAUCUGCCACACACCUGAUGGCAUAAUUUUUUUGGGGGGGGGAACAGCUUUGUGGGCCAAAUUUUAUCCCUGGUGGGUCAUGUUUGGCCUGCUGGCCUGGAUGCUGGACUAAAUGGGCCAUUGGACUGGCACAUCUUCUUAUGUUCUCAUGUCCAGCAUCAUUGCUCCUCUGCCCUCCCAGAAUUCCAAGUAGCCGUGGGGUGGGGCAACAUGGGGGUUGGCUGUGUGGCUACAGAAGACUAAAUGUGGCAUGGCUCCAAGGCACCAAAUGGCAAUCUUUCAGCUGGCAAGCACAUAAGCCAGUAAGCUUCGGCAAACCAGGUGGUUCCAUGCCUUUCCCCCCACAAAGGAAAUAUUCAAAUAAUGGCCAUGUGUGUCUGUGUCUUUUUAAGUGGCAUGUCGCAUAGCUGGGUGCGCUUUCUGAAAGUUUGCGCACUUAAAAGGGCUUAUUUAAAUCCUUGAAUGGAAGAAUCCAUGCAGUGGAAAGACUGGAAUAUCCACACUCCUGGCGGCAGACCCUCCCUGUCCCUACACAGCCCCCAACACACCUCUUGCAAGCUGAUGCAUAGAGAGUUGCUGCAGAGUUUAGAGCUGCACAGCUUGCCAAGGGCUUUGCAAACACACACACACAUUCUCCUGCCACUCUCUCACUCAGAGAAUCUCUCACACACACCCCAUUACACCUGUGGAGGUAAGUGCAGAGAUUUACCUUGCAUGACAUGGGAAAUGGUUUGCUUUUUACUAUUGUUUUUAUUAUUCUAAUUUUUCCAAUAUACUUUUUUUUGUUUGCAAAGGACACAGGUAGCUUAUUUGGCAAUGUCAUCCCCUCGGGGAGAGCCUUGCAGGCAUGUAACCCGACACCACCAAGGACAAGCAAACCACCGAGCUCCUAUUGUAUUGCGUAAUGGCAAGGAGCCAAAAGCAAGGCUUCCCUUCCCCCACAUCCACCCUGCUGUGGAUGCAAAUAUCUAAUUGAGAGAGGUGGGUGUCUGGUGCUUGGAAUACGUGCUUUUGGGUACAUUACUCCAACUUCCAUGCCAUUACUAUCAAAUCAAGAGUAGGAUGCACAAGCUCUUGACUUGGAACACAGAAGCCCUUGACUGAGCUAGUUAGAAAACAAAUCACAUUAUCUGUAAAACACAGGGGAUCGAAAGGAAGGAUGGUCUCUUAUAGGGGACAAAAAUGACUGCUGAUUGGUGUGUUUUUAUUGUUCUGAGUUUUACAAAGGUAUUUUUAAAAGUUAUUGUUGUAUACAUGUUUAUAUUUUGUUGUGGGCUGCCUAGGGAGGAAGGAUGAUCUAGAAAUGUGACUAAUGCGUACAUAAACAAAUAAAUAAGAAAUACUUAGUGCCUGCAUCUGUCACACUGAUUUUACGUUACCUCUGAAAAUUUUUUUUAUUCAUAGAAGGUGAAUCAAAUUCUAUGGAUUUUUCAACACCGCCCUCAAAAGUUAGUAAUAUUAUAAAACAAUGCAAUUAGACAGAGAUCUGAUUUCCAAGGCCACACUAACCCCCUUUCAGUGUCAAUGGCAGCACACUGCAUCCAAAGAAGAGGGAACUGGUUUAAUUUCAUAUUUUUAAUUCAUGCAGUAUAACAUUGGGAACGUUACUUGUGCAAACAGUCCUUGUAUCAUUUAUUUCUGUAGUACAAAAGACGUGUAUGGUGCUUUAUAAAUAUACAAGGCAGGUCCCUGCUCCGAGAAGCUUACAAUCUAAACUCAGAUUGUGAAGGGAGGGAAGAAGCAAGGAGAUGAAAAUGUGCACCUGCUUAGGAUUCAUUUCAUUUGGAGGAUGAAUCAUAGAAUUGUAGAGUUGUAGAGGAUCAUCUAGUUCAACCUCCUGCAAUGCAUUCACCAAAAGAUAGAGAGGGCCUGGUGUUUUUUAAAAUACUUUUGUUGCUCUGGCAGGGCAGAGAGAUUAAAGCAGUCUCCUCUUGUGCUGCUGGACCUCCUUAAAAACCCAAACCAACCGUGGCCGACCCCUUCUCCAGUCCUGCCCUAUUUGGGGGGCUUACAUUGGCCGCCACCAAUGGGAAUGCAGCAGUGGUAGCCCAUUCAUAGCCUACGCCAUUGGCAGACCCAGCUGGAGUGUGUACAGAGAUGCUGGCACAGCCAGGUGGAAGGAAAUUGCUGCAUCCUAAUCCCCUCCAUCAACUCAAAUCAAAGGUUGGGUUGUUCUAUAAUGCGGGACGCGGGUGGCUCUGUGGUUGAACCACAGAGCCUAGCACUUGCCGAUGGGAAAGUCGGUGGUUUGAAUCCCCGCGACGGGGUGAGCUCCCGUUGCUCGGUCCCUGCUCCUGCCAACCUAGCAGUUCAAAAGCACAUCAAAGUGCAAGUAGAUGAAUAGGCACCGCUCUGGCGGGAAGGUAAACGGCGUUUCCGUGCGCUGCUCUGGUUUGCCAGAAGCGGCUUAGUCAUGCUGGCCACAUGACCCGGAAGCUGUACGCCGGCUCCCUUGGCCAAUAAAGCGAGAUGAGCGCCGCAACCCCAUAGCCGGACACGACUGGACCUAAUGGUCAGGGGUCCUUUUACCUUUAAUCCCCUCCAUCAACUCAAAUCAAAGGUUAGGAUUGUUUUAUAAUGCAGCAUAUAUGAGCUGAUAGCAAACUCAGAGUUGUCCUAGUGGGUUUUUAUGCUGUUCUGCAUUGGUGUGGUUGUGUGUGUUUUUCUUAGGAAAACAAAACCCUAUAGAAAAGAUGGGCAUCCUUCCUACCACUCUCAAAAGCAGUGGUACCUCGGGUUAAGUACUUAAUUUGUUCCGGAGGUCCAUUCUUAACCUGAAACUGUUCUUAACCUGAAGCACCACUUUAGCUAAUGGGGCCUCCUGCUGCCGCUGCACCACCAGAGCAAGAUUUCUGUUCUUAUCCUGAAGCAAAGUUCUUAACCUGAAGCAUUCUUUCUGGGUUAGCGGAGUGUGUAACCUGAAGCGUAUAUAACCUGAAGCAUAUGUAACCCGAGGUACCACUGUAUAUCAAAAUGAUGUGAGUCACUGCAUUUGAAAGGCAAGCCAAGCCAUGGUUUACUGUGUUGGAAACAGGCCGAGGUGAUCCUCAGGCUCUUAUGCUUCCUCAUACUUUCCUUUGGCACGGCUGUGAGAAGUUCAUAAGCUUUUGCUUAUGACAAACUAUGACUGAACUUCACCUUGGUUGGUUUGAAAGCAGCAAAAGUUGCUAGCCCUUACUGAUAUUUUUAAAAAAUAAAGAAAAAAACAGAAGCGGUGUUUGUUUCUUACAGAAAAAAUGGCACCACAAGCAGGGUCCUUGGGGCCGGUUGGCUCACCCCUGGAAAGUGAAGAACAGCUGAACAGGCGUCUGAUGGCUAGAAGGCACAAGAUAAUUACAGAAAUGGUUCAGACCGAAAAAGACUAUCUCAAUGAUCUGGAACUGUGUAUCAGAAUAGUGGUCGAACCCUUGAGAGGAAGGCAGGUAAGAAAGUCCUGGGUUAUCACAGCUGUGUUUUGGCAGGGACAGGUUUCUGAUAAAGAUAUUGAUUCAGUAUUACUCUGCUCAACAACAAUGAAUAGCAACUGAAUUCCCAUUAAGAAUUUCCUUUGCUUUUUUCCAUGUUCCUCUGACUUCUUUGUAUUUUUUAAAUUUUAUGUUACCUGAAAUAUGCUUAAUACCAGGCUUUUGGGACAGUGCAAUGGUUAUUUAUUUAUAUAAAUGUUUUUAUUGGUUGAUUGUAGUUUUAACUGUUUGCUAUACAGGUACUGAAUUUUGCAAUUUUAUUCCCCAGGGUUUUUUUGUGGACGGUGGGUAACAAAUAUGUUUAAUACAUAAAUGAUAAACAAAUGUAUUCAUCAUCUAGCGCAGGGUUUCCCAAACUUGGGUCUCCAGCUGUUUUUGGACUACAAUUCCCAUCACCCUGACCACCGGUUCUGCUAGCUAGGGAUGAUGGGAGCUGUAGUCCAAAAACAGCUGGAGACCCAUGUUUGGGAAACCCUGAUCUAGCGUACUCCAGGAGAGAUGAAUCAAGAGAGAAAUCUCACCCUACUGUCAUAAGAUGCUUGGCCCUCCAGAUGGUGUGGGACUCCAGCUCCCAUCAGCCCCAGCCAGCAUCCCAUCAGCGAUGAUGGGAGUUGUAGUCCAGCAACAUCUGGGGGACCACAGGUUCUCCACCUCUGAGUCAGGAUAUGGUGGACCUGUUCCCCAUUGUUUUGUUUUUUGUUUUUGCUAUGGGGGGGGGGACGCUCCACCAUUGUGGAUACCUUGAUGGGUAGAAAGCUCUUGCCAGUGAUGCUUCUGUUGGCUCUAGCCAUUGCUGGGCUCUGAUGUCAGCUGUGGACCUCCUAAAUGCAUUCCCCUGAGAGGGACCAGAAUCAGAGUUGCUGUAGCUAAUCUUCCCAUCACUUUUCUUUCAAAGGGGGACAUUUGUAAAAGAUCUGCUGGGCUGUAAUGUUUGGUGAAUCUGCUGUCUUCUGAUCUGCCAAGCUUCAGAUGUGUUGGCAGAUCUGCCAUAUCAUAGACGCAUCCUACCUGAACAUCCUACCUUAGGAUUGCUCUAGCUUUUUCUGGAUUCGACACCUUCUGAGGGUUAGGAUACUUCCUUCUCUUGGCUAUGAGCAGCCAAGGCAGAGUCGAGUUUGAAUGGGUGGUGGACAGGUGAGUUAGGGGUGGUGGUAUCUAGAAAGGGGUAGUCAUUCACUGUCUGGAGUGAAAACCACUGUAUGUCCUCAAAGGUAGUGCCGCAGCCUUGACUGAGUUCCAUUGCUGAGCAAGCACGGGUUAGGAGCCUCUGAGGAACACUUGCCUGAGAGCAGAAUCCACAUACAAAGCCUGACAGCCCAGAGGUCAGGCGUCCAGAUGAUCACAGAGCCAAGGGUCGAGAUGGAGACCAAGGUAGAGCUGGGAACCAAAGGCGUUGUUUCCGGCAUCUGACUACUGCUGAGAGUUCAGUUUAAGAAGCCCAGGACCAGCGGUUCUCAUCAGUGCCUCUUCUUCUGUGAAGGCUCAUCAGCUGCAGGUGGAGUCGCUCCGACUUCAUCCCCUUCAGGCUGCUGUUCAGUAGGCGAAGCUUACUUCUGGCUCAUGACGGAUAGUGUCAUGACAGACAGGUAGGAAAGCAGAAGUGGGAGGCCAUUUUCAGCCAAAGGAAAGCAUUCCCUUCCAGGCCCCCAUGGGCCAGAAGCAAAAGGAGAAGGAGAAGAACAUGUACAUUAUAUGGUUGUACAGUAGGCUAGUUAGUUUCUACAUACACACAGACAGACCCCUUUCUGCCAUCAAUCCAAGCAAGCAAGGGGCAUGACCCAGAGUCCAAGGACACGUCAUUGCCAGGCAAGAGCACUCAAGGAGAGUAAGAAGCAGGGCUCGUGAAGGGCUGAGGAGAGGAUGUGAUGUGGAAAGAGUCCUGAUCUCCCACCUCUGGACUUGAAGGGAAGGCCAAGGAAGACCUAAACUAGAAGAAGAAGAGGAGGAGGAGGAGGAGUUUGGAUUUGAUACCCCACUUUAUCACUACGCGAAGGAGUCUCAAAGGGGCUAACAUUCUCCUUUCCCUUCCUCCCCCACAACAAACACUCUGUGAGGUGAGUGGGGCUGAGAGACUUCAGAGAAGUGUGACUAGCCCAAGGUCACCCAGCAGCUGCAGGUGGAGGAGCGGGGACUACUGCUCUUAACCACUACACCACACUGGCUCUAUCCCAGACCCCAUCCCAGGCCCAGCCUGCAAACAUUUCUAGGCCAGAGGCGAGGGGAGGCAAUGGACUAUCACUGUUAUGCUUUCCCCAUGUCUCUGCAGUCUUGAGCAGAUCCCUGAAAGCCCACCAACCAUCAAGUUCCUUCUUCAAGCCCUAGCUGGUCCUACCAGUUUUGCGGACAAUGCGAUCCUUCAGCAACAUUCUUUCUAAAGCACUGCACCGUUCAGAUAAAGUCACCACGGCUCUGUGGACAGCAACUGUGGGAAAAUACUUUGCCGAGAAGCAGAACAAGUCCCGAGGGACUGUGGUUUAGACAGCGAAGCUAAUGGAAGUGCUUACUACAAUUAUAUCUCUCCAUGCAGAUUUUACUCCGCCGUUCUGUUGUUCAGCAGGGGCUUCAAAGCUGUCUAGCUACCAUUUAGACAGCAACAUGCUGUUGUUUUCCCAGAGCUAUCAAGGCAAAGCCCUGUUGGGAAUCCCAGCAUGCUCUGCGGGCAGGAGCUGUUUUCACCUGCUGGAAUACAGCAGGAGAGAUGGACAAAUUGCAACUUGUCAAUGAUCUGCACCACAAUUUCACUCUUAUAUCAUAGCCCACCUUGAAGCCUUGGCACAGAGUAUCCACAACUGUGUCACGUUACAAGAAUACCUCUUCCUUGACACAACUUUUUUGGGGAGGGGGUGUCGGUCCAGUAUAACUUUGAAACAUAUUUUUGCUGAUCAGAGAAAGCUCUAUUUAAAACGCCGACACCCAACAUGCUGACUUUUCUUUCUGUCUCUGGGUCAGUGCAGAAGUAACAUGUUGGCCCUUAACUGAAAUUAAGAGAUCUUGUGCACCCAACAGAACACGUAAAAGAAAGUCCUUCUUCAUCCAGCCCUUAGUUAAACUAUGGAAUUCCCGUGGAUGGCUUUAAAAUAAUCAUAACAUUGGAACUGACAUCCCAAUGGGAGUAAGACCCAUUGAAUUCUGUGGUAUUUAUUUCUGAAUUAACUUCCUACACACUGCAUGGGAUUGUGCUGUUAGAGGGACUACGGCCAAACCUACAAUUUGACAGCUGUACCCUCUGUUCAUUUCUUUUUAAUAAAGUGGCUACCAACUUAUUCUUCUCAGGACAAAUCUCAGGAAAUCUGCUAUUCUUGAAUGAAGAACAGAAUUUAGCUGAGACUGCUUUGAAGUUUCUUAUGCACUGAAAAUGUUACUGGGCUCUGUAAUCAAACAUUACUCCCACUGGCAAUUACUGCGGUGUAUGAUUGUUCCCAUUACUACAACGUGCAAUUUGAUUCUUUAGGGCUGUAUUCUGAAAGCGGCUGGGUAAAUACACAGUUCUGUUACUAAUGAAUACUAAUGGGCACGCAUGUUUGAAGGUGCUCACCUAUCUGCCAAAAUCAACACUAUUGUUCACGUCAUGCGUUGCUCCUUGCUGUAUGUUCCAUGAUUUUUGCAGGCUGAGUCAUUCUGCCUUCAUCUUAAAAGGCAAAAACAGAUGUGGGCAAAGGAGAGCUGGAUUCUUGUUUUUGAAUGAUUCCAAAGGAACUGUUUUUGAUGGGCAGCAGCUGAGAGCGUAAGAGAAGCAUGCUGGAUCAGGCCUGGUCUUACAGGGGCCCACCAGAGGCCUGUGAGAAACCUACAAGCAGGAUUUCAGCACAAUGCACACUCCAUGCUCCUGUGGUUUCUAGCAACUGGUAUUCAGAAGUUUUGAUGCCUCUAGCCAUAGAGGCAGAGAAUGGCCAUCAUGGAUGGCAGCCAUCAAUAGCUCCUCUCUUCUGCCAUGAAUUUGUCCAGUUCUCUUUUAUUUAUUUUUAAUUUUUAUUGGAAUUUUUUUUACAACAUAACACAACCCCCCACCCCCCAGUACACAAAUCCACCCUCAUUAAAUGUGAACAUGAUGUACAGUGAGCAUAACAUACAACAAUACAAACAACCAAAUAAAAGACUUCCUUUAUCCUGUAUCUGGCCUCCUUAUUUACUUCUUAUAAACUGUUUCCUUCAUGAAUAAUUUUGAAGUCUAAUUAUAAGUUAAAUAUCCACAAAGUCUCCUGCAGACAUUAAUCGAAACAAGUCCAGGUAUGUAUUUUAGGGCACUGUUUUGUGAAGUGUUCUCUGCAUUUCCCCCAUGUUUUUUGAAACUCUUGUCUAGUGUAAUCUCUAGCCAGUUCAAUAUACUCUUAACAGUUGUCUUGUCAUUCCUUUUUUUGUUGGCACAGUUUCUUUUUUCCAGUUUUUAGCAAUUAGGAUCCUUGCCGCUCCUGUUGCAUAGAGUCUAUUAGGCGAUAUAAGCCUUUGGUUUGCCAGGUUUUUAUCUGGAGGUUUUGUGCUGCAUGGUGGAAUAAUGGGUGGUACGCCAGGGGGAUUAGUGGGGAUGGGGUUGGGGAUAGUUUGCCUAUUUGUGUUUUCCAUGCUUUGAGCAUGGUCUGUGUGUACCUGUUAAGUGUUGUGGGAAUUUUCUUUAGUUUGUUUGGGAGGAAUGGGUAUGUUGUGGUGCAGGUAUUUUCAAUUGUGUCCCUCUCUAGGUGUACCCAUUGUUUUGUCUCAUCUUCUAGUAUAUAUGGGAUUAUAUGGCGUAUUUGGUUGGCAUUGUAAUAUGCUUCUAUGUGGGGAUUCCCCAUCCUCCUUCUGAGGUGGGGAGGUGCAGGUAUUUGAGGCUUAUUCUUGGUUUUUAUGUGAGAAGAUGAAAGAGUGUAGUUUUCUCUGCCAACUGCGAAGUUGGGUUGAGGGGAUCCAGAUUGGGAGGGUUUGGAAUAGGUAGGUUAGUUUUGGGAGUGUGAUCAUUUUGAUCAUGGCUAUUUUGUCUGAGAGAGUGAAAUUCAUGUUAUUCCAUCUCUUUAGGUCUUUGUUAAUUUGUCGCCACAGGGGCUUGUAGUUGUGGAGGUACAAUUUAUUGAGGUUUCUGGUUAUUUGUACCCCUAGGUAUCUGAACUUGGUGUGGCAAAGUUUUAUUUUGGUGACCUUCGUGAGUUCUUUUUGGGUGUGAGGAGGGGUGUUGAAGCACAUAGCUUCUGACUUUGUAAAAUUUACCUGUAGGCCCGACACCAUUGCAAAUGUGUUGAGUUCUCUGAUUAGGGAGGUUGCUGUGCUUAUGGGGUCUGGUGUUGUGACCAUUAGGUCAUCUGCAAAGAGCCCUAAUUUAUAGGUUCUGCCUUUUAUUUCCACUCCCUUGAUGUCUGUGGCUGCUCGGAUGCUGAUUGCUAAGGGUUCCAGAGCCAGGAUAAAUAAGAAGGGAGACAGUGGGCAUCCUUGUUUCGUGCCUCUUUGGAUAGCUAUAGUAUUAGAAUCCAUAUUGUUAGUUCUGCAUUUUGCUGAGGCUUGGGAGUAUAUUUGUUUGAGAAUUUGUAGGAAGUUGGGGCCAAAUUUCAUGUUAGUUAGUACUGCUAAUAUGUAUUUCCACUCUAAGCAAUCAAAGGCUUUGAGGAUGUCUAGGGACAUAAUUGUCAAUGGGAGUUUGGUUGCCUUGCUGUGUUCGAUCAGGUUCAGUAGUUUCCUGAUGGGGUCUGUUAUAUUGCGGCCAGGGACAAAGCCAGUCUGGUCUGGGGCUACUAACUUGUGUAGGAAGGUUUUUAGGCGGUUGGCCAAGAUUGAUGUGAAUAUCUUGUAGUCUUGGUUUAUUAAUGAGAUUGGGCGGUAUGAUUCUACUUUGAGGCUGUCUUUUAGUGGUUUUGGGAUGGAGACUAUUUUGGAGUGGGUCCAGGUUUUGGGGAUGGGGCCCCCUUUUAUGAUGUCGUUGAAUAGGCGGGUCAUGUAGGGCAUCAAGGGUUCUUUGAAUUUCCUAUAGAAUUCUGCUGUGAAGCCGUCUGGGCCUGGGGCUUUGUGUGGUUUCAGGUUUUUGAGGACCGCAUCUAUUUCCUCUGGGGUGAUAGGGCUGUCCAUGAAUUCCUGUUCCUCAUCAGUUAGGGUAGGCAUGGACAGUCCUGCUAGAAAUUUUUGAUUUCCUUCUCUGGUGGGUUAUGGGAGGUGUAUAGGUUGGAGUAGAAUUCUGCAAAUUCUGAGUUUAUUUCUUCGGGGAGAAUGUUAUGUUGCCGUCUUUUUGUUGAUGCAGUGUAUUCUUGUUUUGAGUGCUUUUAUACUGCAUCUAUUUGCUAGUAAUCUGGAGUUUUUCCCUCCAUAUUCGUAGAAACGUUGUUUAGAGUAUAGAAUGUUGAUCAUUGUUUUGUUAAUUUCUAGGGAGUCUAGUUCUCUCCUUUUUUGUUCCUGUUGCAUAGAGGAAUAUUUUCUGAUCUUCUCUUGCUAUACCCGUGUCCGUUAUCCCUAGUAGAAAAGCUUCUGUAUUUUUCAUAAAGUUAUACUUAAAACAUUUUUUUAAGCUCGUCAUAUACUGUGUUCCAGAAGCUUUUGAUUUUUUUCACAGCUCCACCAAACAUGUAUAAGUGUCCCCUCUGUUUUUCCACACCUCCAGCACAGAUUUGUUUUUGUCUUAAACAUUUUAGCUAUUAUGGUAGGUGUUAAGUACCAUCUAUAAAACAUCUUGAUUAGGUUCCCCUCAAUACUUCACAGGCUGUAAAUUGCUAGUUCUUACUCCAUAGUUCUUCCCAUGCUGUUAAGUUAAUGGUUUUCCCAAUAUCUAAAGCCCACUUGAUCAUUACCUCCUUGACCUGUUCGUCUUUGAUCUCCCACUCCAAUAAUGUAUCAUACAUUUUUGAUAUUGGUUUUGUUGGCUUUGUUUUGUAAUAACCUUGGUUUUGUUUUGUAAUAACGCUUUUUCUAAUAAUGAAGGUUCGUUUGAGAAACCAUUUUUCUUAUCUGUCCUGAACACUUCAUGCAAUUGAUGGUAUUGGAUCCAACCCGUAAGGUGUUGUUUAAUUUCCUCAUAAUCUUUAAUUACCAAUUUAUUGUCUUUUUCCUUAAUCAGAUCGUUAUAUGUGGCCCAUUCUAAUUCCAUAUUUUUCUUUUUUUAUUGUAAUUGCUUCUAGAGGUGAUGCCCACCAUGGUGUUUUCUGUUCUAGGAGAUCCUUAUAUUUUGUCCAUGUUUUAUAUAAUGAUUUCCUUAUGACAUGAUUCAUAAAUCCCCUGUGUACUUUCCCUUUUUCAUAAGCUAAAUACGCAUGCCAACUAUAACGAUUACUAAAUCCUUCUAGAUCUAACAAUUCACCAUCUUUAAUACAAUCCACUCUUUUAGCCAAUUUAGACAGACAGCGUCGUAAUAUAAAUUUAGGUCAGGUAGCGCUAGUCCACCUCUAUGUUUUUUUAUCUAUUAGAAGUUUGUGUUUAAUUCUUGGUUUUUUAUACUGCCAUAUGGAUUUGGAUAUUUCUGUCCAUGAAGACAGAGAUGUCCUCUUCCUGAAUUUCCAACCAGGAUGCUAGGGCUUUUAUUAUUACUUCUUUGAUACUCUCAUCGUGAUUUUCUUUUAUUCCUCGAAAUCUCAAUAAUAAUAAUUAUUUUUGGUUGUCCAGUCCUCUUUUAAAGCCAUCUAGGUUGGCAGCCAUCACUGCCUCAUGUGGGAACAAGUUCCAUAGUUUAACAUGUGCUGUGUGCAGAGGGGCUUUCUGUCCUGAAUAUUCCAACACCUGUCAAAUUUGUACCUAUUUAGGUUUAGCUUCAUUAGAUUUCUGAUUUAACUUGCAGCAGGGCCAGCAAAGUGGGAUGCUCUCCAGAUGUUACAGCUCCCGUCAUCCCUGACCAUUGACCAUGCUGCUGAGGCUGAUAGGACUUGGAGUCCGACAACAGCUGGAGGGCACCACAUUGGCAAUCUCUUUAUAGAUUUUUGUGAUUUUUCUCAUUACAUGUCUUUAAUUUUGCCCUUACACCAUUGCUUUGUUUUGUGUGUUUCCAAGGGAGAUUCUAGGGAUGCGAGUAGCACUGUGGUCUAAACCACUGAGCCUCUUGGGCUUGCUGAUCAGAAGGUCGGCAGUUCAAAUCCCUGUGACGGGGUGAGCUCCCGUUGCUCGGUCCCUGCUCCUGCCAACCUAGCAGUUCGAAAGCAUGCCAAAAAGUGCAAGUAGAUAAAUAGGUACAGGUCCGGCAGGAAGGUAAACGACAUUUCUGUGUGCUCCUCUGGUUUUGGUGUUCCGUUGCGCCAGAAGCGGCUUAGUCAUGCUGGCCACAUGACCAGGAAAAACUGUCUGCAGACAAAUGCCAGCUCCCUCAGCCUGUAAAGCGAGAUGAGCGACGCAACCCCAGAGUCGUUCGCGACUGGACUUAACUUUCAGGGGUCCUUUACCUUUACCUUUUUAAGGGAGAUUGCCUUUAAGCAAUAGAAUAAAUCAAGUGUAUAAUUCCUCCUCCUCCUCCCCAGUUGUCACCAAGUUGGAUUUUACCAUCUUUAUGUCUUUGGCAAACAUUUGAACAAUGAUCAUUCCAUAUCCUGUGGUGUGAUGGGUUAACAUGUCCAGUGGCGUAGCGUGGGGGGUGCAGGGGGGGCCGGCCGCACCGGGCGCAACAUCUGGGGGUUAGGGUUAGGGGGCGCAAAUCCACGGGUUAGGGGGCGCAAAUUACUUGCCUUGCCCCAGGUGCUGACAACCCACACUACGCCACUGAACAUGUCUGGCUAUUAGCCAGAAGGUUGGUGGUUCGAGCCAACCCAGGAACAGCUGUGGGCAGGAUUCCUGUAUUGCCGGGGGUUGGACUAGAUGAUCCUUCCAAUUCUACAAUUCUAUGAUGGACUUCAGUAUCAUUGAUUUCAGUAGGUCUGCUCUGGAUCCACCAUAUAUUCCAAUAUUUCCUUUCGCAAGGCAUCCCCAAAGGAAUAUCUCAAAUAACUGUGUAUUUAAUCAAUGAACUGUGUCAGCCCGAAAUGUAUUAAUUGAAGAAAAACAACCAAUGUUGCCCAUGCAAGCCAUUGUUCCACAUGAGAGGUUUCAUAAGAAGGCUUUGCUGAAACUGCAUCUAAUGGCAAAAACGGUAUAGCAGGGGAGGGUCGGCAAUAAACAGCAUCCCCAUACUAUUCCCCCCCCCCUGACUGUUUCUGUCCAACAUUUGUGUUUCACCAGAUUGCUAGGCUCGAUGUGGACGGCUUAUUUAGCAACAUUGAAUCCGUCCAUCAGAUCUCAACCAGGCUGCUGUCAUCACUGGAAGAAGCAACGGCGGACGUGGAGCCGGCCAAGCAAGUAAUCGGUAUGUUUGCUGUCUUCUGUGAGCUCUUCGAAGCUGCACAGAAUAAUGAUAAUGCAAUAAAACGCGCAUUUCUCCAGCCCGUGCUUUUUCCCAAGCUGCCAUUUCUUUCAAUAAAUAACUGGAGGAUAAAAAAAGAAACAAUUAGCGUUCAGCAAAAGCAGGCCCAUAAUCAUGAGGCCAGCUGUGGAUUCAUGCGGCGUGGAAAGUAACGAUCCUACAUGCUAAAGACAUGGGGAAUAAAAGACGACGUUUGUUGGUCCUCUCUUAACUGGGAUGUCUCUUUACUGACAAACAUAAAGCAGAGAUGGGGAACCUGCAAGUCUGUAGGUCAGAGCUUUCCAAACUUUUCAUGUUGGUGACAUGCUUUUUAGACAUGCAUCAUUUUGUGACUCAGUAAUUCGGUUUUGCUAGCAAACCAGAGGUUACACUAACCCCUUUCCAGCCCUGGGAGGAGAGCAGGAAGCGUUCGCACAACACACGUACACACUGCAGGUAACACGUUUGCAUGUUGUGACACACGGUUUGGAAAGCUUUGCUCUAGAUGUUGUUAGGUGCCAUCUCUCAUGAUAAUGAUGAUGAUGAAGAAGAAGAAAUACUAAAUGUAUACUCCGCCCAUCUGGCUGGGAAAACCACAACAGAAUAUUAUAAACACGAUGAAACAUCAAACAUUAAAAUCUUCCCCAAACAGGGCUGCCUUCAGAUGUCUUCUAAAAGUUGUGCAGUUUUUUCUCUCCUUGAUAUCUGAAGGCAGGAUGUUCCACAGGGGGAUCACCACUACCAAGAAGGUCCUCUGCUUGGUUCCUUGUAGCUUCACUUCUCUCAGUGAGGGAACCGCCAGAAGGCCCUGGGCGCUGGACCUCAGUUUCCGGGCUAAAUGAUGGGGGUGGAGAUGCUCCUUCAGGUAUACUGGACCGAGGCCAUUUAGCCAGUGAUCAGGGAUGAUGAGACCUGUGGUCCAACAACACUUGGAGGGCUACAGGUUCUCCCCACCUGAUAUAAUGCAAGUUUUUAACCCACAUGUGUCCAAAUAGUGCUAGAGUCAAAUGGAUCCGAAGCAGCUGUGCCUUACUUAGUCUUCUGUUUUCAGCAUGGAUGGGGAACCUUCUGCUUGGGCGCUGACUGCAUCCCUCCCUCCAGGCCUCCCUUCCUCACCCUAGGCUGCUCCCCUUCCCCAUCCAGACCCCUCUCUUGCCCUACUUUGCACCCUCCUUGACUGCUUUUGCCUUGACUGUGUCUUUGAACUCAGACAUGCUUGCUUCUUGCCUAGAGAUGGAGGUUAGGGGGAUGUGUGAAUAAAUUCCAGUUGCUUCCAGCCAAGUCUUCCAACUGGUGCAAGAUUCCCUAGAAGGGAAAGCAGCCCUUGGGCUGAGAAAGGUCCUCCACCCCUGAUUUAUACCAAGGGCACCCUAAGGUUAAUGAGUAACAUCUCCCUGCCAUCCACCUGCCUUCUAUUUAAAGACCAGGCCAUUUUCACCUUGCCCAACAACUGCUUUCUCUCCUCCUUGCUCCCCCUUUUGUUUUUUCAGCUUAACCUCCAGCCUGAUUCAGAGUUUCGAUGGACUUGAAAGUCUGUUAACUUCUUUGAAGUGAUCUUUGAAGUGGUUCCUAAGAAAGAUAUUACUUUUAGAUUGUUUUUGUUUUAACAGAACAUGCUGGCUACCUAAAUUAUUAUUUUUUUUGCUUAUUUUCAAAUGCUUCCUACACCCUUCUUUUUUUAUUUGUGUAGUUUCAUCAAGUUGAAUACCCUACCUUGGAAGUUUUUCCGGGAAAGUGGCUAUGAAGAGGGGAGAAAUGAGGGCCUUUCCCUUUCCAGCUGUCCACCCCCCUCCACCUCCCAGUGUGGGUUGUGCUAAGUGGAGAUUUGGGGGGCAGGGAGGAGUGCUCAUUUCUCUCCCACAAUUGCUACAGCCAUCCAUCCUGGUUUAACUCCAGAAUGCAAGUGGGGAAUUCCCCAUGUUUAAAAGUUUCUUGUACAUAGGAAACCAGCAUGGCAGUGAGUUAGCUAGAAGCAGGUUAACUUUCCAAGGGCAAGGAGGUGCUGUUGUUUUUAAUGCAGGAUUGUUAAAUCUUGCAUUCUUUCCCCUGCUGCAGGAAUGGGGAACCUUGAGGUCAUCCAGAUGUUGCUGGACUACAACUCCCAUUAUCCCAGACCAUUGAUCAGUCUGGCUGGGGUUAACUGUAGUUUGGACAGCAAUGGAGGGGAAAUCCAUGCCCAGCAAUAUGCCAUUAGACAGUAAAUGCUCCUACAGAUGACCUGUGUAUUGAACAUUCAUUUUGAUAUUCCUUGCGCAAAGCUUAAAUGGUGAUUAGAUGAUGUCCAGUCUUUACUGAGCAUUCCUUCCCGUAUGUUUAGGGAUGUGGGUGGCGCUGUGGUCUAAACCACUGAGCCUCUUGAGCUUGCCGAUUGUAAGGUUGGUGGUUCGAAUGGGGUGAGCUCCCGUUGCUGUGUCCCAGCUCCUGCCAACCUAGCAGUUUGAAAGCACGCCAGUGCAAGUAGAUAAAUAGGUACCACUGAGGUGGGAAGGUAAACGGCGCUUUCGUGUGCUCUGGUUUCUGUCACGGCGGCCUGUUGCGCCAGAAGUGGUUUAGUCAUGCUGGCCACAUAACCUGGAAAGCUGCCUGUGGACAAACGCCGGCUCCCUUGGCCUGAGAGCGGAGAUGAGAGCUGCACCCCAUUGUCAAAUUCGACUGGACCUAACUGUCCAGUUUAGUUUGUUUAUGAACACUCAUCCUGCAGUCACCCUGAUUUGUUGCAGAGUGUUUACACCUUUUCCCAUUAACCCAUGAAGGAAUCUUCAUCCCAUACUUUUCAGUUUAUUUCCCCAUCACUUUCCAAACCAUGAAAAGUUUUUCUCUCUGUGUGUUUUGUUAAGUAGAUUUGUUUCACUAGAGCAAAAGAGCCCCUUAAUCCACUUCAAAUGAGCUCCCCCUCCCUCAUUUUAUCCUCACAACAGCCCUGUGAGGUAGACUAGGCUGGAAAGGUGAGGCACAAAGGCAGUCAAUAAAAUAAAUAAAUGCACAAACCUAACGUUCUUGAAUCCCUCCUCCAAAAUACAUACAGUCUGGAGGCGCUUUAAAGAAUUGCUGUUUGAAGCAACCUUCAGGUUUCUGCAACAUCCAAGCGUGAUCUGACUAGGUGAGCCUGGUAUGUUGUUGUUGCUUAAAAGAGGAAAGCAAAUGAUGUGAGUGGUAGAGAGCUCUCUCUUUGUAUAUCUGAAAUAUAAAGGACAUGGCCCCAUUUAGCCAGAUUGUGGACGCACACUGUCUUUAAUGAAAGCUGCACAUUUAACCUCUUGUCGGUUGAAUUCACCCCCUCCCCCCCUCCCUGGUAUCUGCCAUUCAUCGCAGUCAUUAGGCACAAAAGAAAGUCAGAGGAUGGCUGGAAUUAGCCAGAAGCCUAAAGAAAUGUACAAUAGGGAUGCACUCCUUCUUAGACGAAAGUAAUGUUAUUUGCAAGCCUUUAAGCAGCUGACAUACCAGAUGAGGCCGUGUUUUGUUCUGUUAUAGUUCAGCAUCUCUCUCUCUCUCUCUCUCUCUCUCUCUCUCUCUCUCUCUCUCUCUCUCAUUUAUGAAUCACUUUCUAUGACAGAUCUUGAGAUGUUUCCACAAUAAAGAAUAAGGACAACAAGAACGUCCACAAUGAAACAUGCAUGCAACAAUUUAAUUCAUAAUAAGAUAUAAACAUUUGGAUAUAAAAAAAACAGUUAUAACAAUUUCAUACCCACUGUAGAAACCAGCUGGCAUCUGCAUUAUAUAUCUAAUGGGCCUUACUCUUAAUAGGAUAAGGUUGGGGCUGUGGUCCAUGCCAUUGAGCCUCUUGGGCUUGCUGAUUAGAAGGUUGGUGGUUCGAAUCCCCACGACGGAGUGAGCUCCCUUUGCUCUGUCCCAGCUCCUGCCAACCUAGCAGUUUGAAAGCACACCAGUGCAAGUAGAUAAGAAGGUACCGCUGCGGCGGGAGAGUAAACUUCAUUUCCGUGCGCUCUGGCUUCUGUCACGGUGUUCCGUUCUGCCAGAAGCGGUUUAGUCCUGCUGGCCGUGUGACCUGGAAAGCUGUCUGUGGACAAACGUCGGCUCCCUCGGCCUGAAAAGUGAGAUGAGCGCCGCACCCUAUAGUCACCUUUUACUGGGCUUAACCAACCAGGGGUCCUUUACCUUUACCUCACCUUACUUUUACUCUUAAUUAUGUCAUAUACUUAAAUGGGAAAUAGUUUCAUUCUGUUUGCUCUUUUCUCUUACAGCCGAAGAACAGGGCUGCCUUGUUCUCCCCCUUUCUUCUUUCCUUCCUUUCUUCCGUCUUGCUUCUAUGACUUUAAGAGCAGUCUUGCCUGCAGAAGUUCAGCAGGUGUGUUCUGCGUGUCAGGUGUUGAAGGGCAGGAUAAAAAGCACACAUUAUCUCAGCAGUGCAAAAAGGAAGCACGAUUCCCUUACGCUUCCUCUUUUGUACUUCCCUGUAAUACGAAAAGAUGGAAAUGCAGUAUGAAAAGUUUCCAAAUGUUUGGUUGUUGUGGGGAAGGGAAGAGAUAUAAAUCUUUAAGAGUCUGUUGGUGGUUCCCCCAAUGGCCGAGCUGUAUGGCUCAUAAAUACUAGAAGCUGUGCAUUUGGCGCAGGCCGACUCAAGCCUGUGGAACUCCCUGCCAGCUGAAAUUUGACAGGCGCCAUACUUGCUGAACCUCAGAUGCAUGACCAAUACUUCAUUUGUUCCAGCAGGCAUUUUAAGGUAGACUUCAGUUUUAUGAUGAGUUUUUAUUGCUUUAUUUUCUGUGUGGUUUCCUUUUGUUUUUGCUUUUAGAGCUUAGAAUUGAUAAUGAUUAAGCAGGAUAUUAAUGUCUUAAACAAAGACAAUAAAAAUAAAACAAAUAUUUUUGAGCGCAAAUAUAGCCAAGGGCUGCUAGUCGUGAUGGCUGCAUUUGCUACCUCCAGAAUGGGGGACAGGAUAUCUCUGAAUGCCAUUUUGGGGCUAUUGCCCUCACGCCCUGCUUUUGGGCUUCCCGUGGGCAACUGAUUGGCCACUGUGGGAAACAAAAUACAGUGGUACCUUGGUUUUAGAACAGCUUAGUUUAUGAACAACUUGGAAAUGGAAUGCUUCAAACCCGGAAGUAGGUGUUCCAGUUUGUGAACUUUGCCUUGGAUGCAGAACAUGUUCCGCUUCCUGUUGAGUGUGUUCCAUUUGUAAAUUGAGUCCUCCUCUGCUAAUCACAGGCUUCCUGUUGAGUCUAUUGGAUAUUGAGUCCUGAGCAUCCACACAACACAGAGGAGCUUUUGUUUUUGCUAUUUUUUUGUGUUUUUGUUUGUGUGGCUUUUUCAUUUUUUUGACUGUGACUUGUUCUUCAUUUUAUGGGACUGACUUGUGACCGUGGCUUGUGACUUUGUUUUCGUGACUUGUUUUUGUGACUUUGCGGAACUCAGUUCAGCUACUGAUUGAUUGAUUGUGUGACUGCAGAAGUAGAUAAAAGCCCCCCAUCCAAACAAUGACUAUCAUCAGUGCAUGUAUACACACACACACAGAGAGAGAGAGAGAGAGAGAGAGAGAGAGAGAGAGAGAGAGACUACAACUUCCACCAUUCUUAGCAACGUAAGAAUGUUGGGUCAGACCACUGGUCCAUCCUACAGGUCCCAGCAUAUAGCAGAUAACAUUAGAAGAGUUAAAAUGCACAUCGGAAGCUGCUUUGGGUUUUAAAAUGUUUAGAUAACAGAGCAAAAAAGAGAAAACCAGCAGAACUUACCCAGGAAGGUAUUCAUAUGCAACAUUCUUGGUGACAUCACCAAGAAGUCCCUGUCUCUUGUACUGGAAUAUAAGAUCUCGUGAGUAUAUGGGACAGAGAGCAGUCUUCCAUCAAGGCAUGGCAGGUUCACAUAUUUGAAGCAGACCUUAAAUUGUCUGAUGUUGUGCUUUUUUUCAUCUUCUUGGCUUUUUUGUUUGCACUUUAACAGGGCAAGUGUUUUUGCAGAUGAAAGACCUACUAGAAGACACAUAUAAAAUCUACUGUUACCAGCACGAUGAUGCACACGUCCUGCUGGAAUCCUACGAAAAAGACGAAGAACUGAAGCAGCAUAUACGUGACUGCCUACUGUCCUUAAAGUAAGAACUUUUCAAAUGGUUGCUUCCAUCUCUUGCUCACUGCUUGUCAUGGGAGAGCUUAAAUGGAUAUAAAACAAAAUAUCUCCUAUAAAUCCAGAGUUUUAUGGCAUUUACUAGGAACAUACACUUAUGCUCCUUUCCUGGAAAUAUGAAUAUAUUUCACUGUUAUUAGAGGGAUCCCAAAUGGAAAGAAUAUCCAAGAUGCCACCAAAACAGGCUUUUUUUUAAAAAAAUAGGUUGCUUCAGGGAAGCACCAUCUUAAACUGAAGCCUUCCAUCCUUUUAAUGCACUGAGCACAUCUGUGUCUAAAUUAAAUUAUCAACAUAAUAAAAUCCUUAACCCUCAUUUUGUAAAAUUGUGCAUAAGUAUAUUGGGGCUUGUCUUUGCUGCCCCCCCCCCCCCGCAAGCCUUUUCAUUAUGGCCCUUCCCGUUACAAACUGCUUUUUCAGGAAGCUGUAGGAUCAGAUUUAUUGGAACUUUUUGGUUUCUUCCCAGAGAAUCUAGAAAAGCCUUCCCAGAUGCUUUAGACUACAACUCCCGUAAUACCUGACCAGGCAGUCCAAAACAUCAGAGCUGCACCAGAUUGGGGAAGAUUAAUUUGUUGUUGUUGUUUAGUCGUUUAGUCGUGUCUGACUCUUCAUGACCCCAUGGACCAGAGCACGCCAGGCACUCCUGUCUUCCAUUGCCUCUCGCAGUUUGGUCAAACUCAUGCUGGUAGCUUCGAGAACACUGUCCAACCAUCUCAUCCUCUGUCGUCCUCUUCUCCUUGUGCCCUCCAUCUUUCCCAAUAUCAGGGUCUUUUCCAGGGAGUCUUCUCUUCUCAUGAGGUGGCCAAAGUAUUGGAGCCUCAGCUUCACGAUCUGCCCUUCCAGUGAGCACUCAGGGCUGAUUUCCUUAAGAAUGGAUAGGUUUGAUCUUCUUGCAGUCCAUGGGACUCUCAAGAGUCUCCUCCAGCACCAUAAUUCAAAAGCAUCAAUUCUUCGGUGAUCAGCCUUCUUUAUGGUCCCGCUCUCACUUCCAUACAUCACUACUGGGAAAACCAUGGCUUUAACUAUACAGACCUUUGUUGGCAAGGUGAUGUCUCUGCUUUUUAAGAUUAAUUUAGGACAUAUGUAAAAAAACAAAAAAGCCUUAUUAGCAGGUUGCCUUAUUAUUUUGGUAGUGAUUGAAGUCCAAUAAUGCAGUUGAUUUAAGUAUUCCUUGAAGUUAAUACUGUUUGCUCCCAAAUCCUAAACUUGUCUACUCAGCAGUAACUCCCACUGGUGUGGUUUGGACAUAUCAGCUAGCCAUAGUUUAGUGUUGCAAAAAUAGGCCUAGGCAAGCAUCUGGUUCGCUUGCGUCUCCCUCCUCCUGCUGCAUGGCUACAAGGAAGAGUUUGAAAGCUUUUAAUUUUAGCUUAUACCGUUCGCCAUAUCACCUGAACUCUAACUGUGUUUAAUGUUAACUAUGAUUGGUUGAAUCAGUUUAGCUUUUUAAAGUAUGGUUUAAGAAUCUGGCUUGUUAAAAAAAAUCCAUAGUUAACAUUAACCACAGUUUAGGGUAUGGAUGUUACCCUAAACUAUGAUUAAUCUAUAAAAGAAAUGAAAGCUUUCAGUCUCCUCUUUGAGCUGGAAGGGGGAGCUCAGGAAUCAAGGCUUACUGCACUGUAUCCUUGUAAAGACAAUGUUUUAGCAUUACGUGUGGACUUGGCCAUUUAAUUCAAUAUAAUGAGGAUCAGACUGUUAACAGAUCCCUCUGUUUCUCUCUCUCUCUCUCGGCAGAAAGAUAUAUGAAGAAGGGUAUGUACCAUAUUUCUUUUUUGUUAUUAUUAUUACAUUUUUACCUUGCUAGCCAGGGCUGAUGGGAGCUGUAGUUCAAAAUAUCUGAAGGGGGGUGGGUGAGGGACAGCAGGGGUGAGGAACCUAUGGCCCUUCAGAUUUUGUUGAGGUACACAUCUGGAGAUGCCGACUGGGGCUAAUGUGAGUGGGAAUCCAACAGCACUUGCAACAUGUAUGGGAAAUUGGUAUGAUUCAUUCAUUCAUUCAUAAAUUACAUCCCACUUUCCCCCUUCAAAAUGAAGGUGAGCCUAAGUAGUGAUCAGAACAAAGCAUAAAAGCAAGAAUUACCUUCAAAAUAAUUUGACUGGUUUUUUUAAAAAAGGAGAUAUUUAUAGGUGGAUUUUAUUGUAUUUUAUGCUGUAAACCACUCUGAUAUAUUUUAUGAAACUGCAGAGAAUAAAAAUUCAAAUACAUAAAUAAAUCUGCAGUUCCACAAACCACUGGUUGGGAGGGGCACGAUAUUCUUCUGCUGAAGAGCCUUGGGACAAGAGGACUUGAGCUGUGGCUUUGCUGCUUCACGUGUCUCAGUCAUUUCCCCCUGAAAUUCCAGUUUUCCAGCUGGAAUUCUACGAAAGCAGAGACUACUGUUCUCUUCCUCUUAGCUCUGCUAUUUGAGCCAUUGAGCAAGAUGCAAAGGAGCAAGGGGGCAGUUGACGGGGUUAUUUUUAGCUGAAUUUAAAGCAAUGGAAAUGGCUUUUGUGCAGUCUUCAUCAGGCUGUCAUCUCAGGGGGGGAAAUAUGUUAUGGUGCCAGAUUAAUAUCUGACUGAUUCAUGGAAAGAAUACACUGGGCCAGAGGUUGGGAACUUGAGGCCAGGGGUUCCAAAAUCAGAGGUGAUAUUGUGCUCCUGGCAGAACCGUCCAGAUUGCGCCCCCUAGCCACUGACAAAUUAGCUCUUCUCUCCGCCUCUCCUCCAACCCCCGGCCCCCCAAUUCAAUUCAUCCUCUAUUAAAAACCUUUUCUUAAGAGGCAAUAAUAUUUUUUUUUAUUUAUGGAUGUAUUCUGGUCCUAUCCACAUGCACACCUCAAGUGCCUUGAACUGUGAUAAUGCCUCUUUCUUGCUACUUUUCAUUGGCCACUGUAUGGAGGUAUGUGUCACACCUGUUGUCCUGCCCACUUUUUUUGCAUCGGACUGAAAAUAAUCCCUUCCCAUGCACCAAGUGGAUGAGUUUUCUGGGGAUCUACAGGAAACUAAAUGUCUGUGUUGCAUGAAUGGGUCCAUCCAAUAGAUUCCUCUUGGAUGGGAUGAGGCAGAAAUUAAAGUUUCCUCUCCAGAUAAAGAUCAAGAGAUUCUGAGUGAAGAUUGUGGAGCUUUUAACAAAAGACAAGCCAUAUAAAAGAAAGAGGAAAGCCUGUGUGUGUGUGUGUGUGUGUGUGUGUGUGUAAGAAGAGCACAGACUUGCCACAAAUUGCUUGUGCCGCACUUCCACAAAUUAAUGUGCACUUAUCACCUUCAAAAACAGAUGCCAUAAACUGUGAGUUGCACAUAGGAUGUAAAUUGGUCAAUAAUUCAUCAGCAAUUACCUUUCAGAGGCCAGUUUAUGGAUGACCCUGUGGUGGCUGAAUAAGGGGGACCCAUGAAACCUUCUGGCUUUCACAAUCCAGGCACAAUAACAGUCCCUGUUCUUGGAAACCCUAAUGAGCAUUUUAGCUUGUGGAUUCCUGCCCUGGAAACACCUGCCUCCAAGACAUUUCAGCUUCACAGUAACCCUUUCUCUUGCCUCUGUGCCGAGCCCCAUAACUCACAGCAAAGGCAGCAGAUUGGCGAUUAUAGCAGAAUAAAUACCUCUGUGAGAUCUGUGAAUAAUUUUUUGACAGUCGCACACAGAAAUAAUAUGCGGCCACGAUGAAAUCAGAAUUCUUCUGAGGAUAGAUGUUUGCCGCUCAGUUUAAGCAGGGAGAAAUAUUGUACUUUCUUGCGUGGUAGCAGCUCCCCCAAGCUGUCAAGCUAAAUUGCCUGGUUCUUUCUCUGCCCAUAUAACCGUCGCUGAGUUCAAUGCAGAGCUGAAUUAGCCUUUAGGCUAAGUGUGCUGUAGUGCGAGAUCACAGCUAGUGUUGUUCCCUAAACUGGGAUAAUAUACCAGAUAACUUCUCUAUGAAGAGAAAGUCACUGUGCUGUCCCAUUUGCUGGACUCCUCUAAAACUAUUUGCAGCUUAGAACAUAUUGGUUCAUCACUUAUCACUUAACAAGGGAGCAACUUCCCCAGUUGUGAAAAGUUUAAAAUAUUGGUAGCCUAUUUGGAAUGAGAAGCAGGACGCUAUAGGUAAGGAGAUUCACGACUGAAUGUUGCUCCUGCCUUAGUUUUUUUUUUUAAUUUACAAAAUGCCCUUCAUAUAUAGAAUAGAGGAAACAUCCCCAAGCAGAGACUAAGAGUCCCUCUAGAUUAGUGUUCUUCAACAUCAGGUCCCCAGUGUUGUUGGACUACAACGUCCAUCAUUCGAAACCAAGGGCUAGCAUGGCUGAGGAUGAUGGGAUUUGUAGUCCAACAACAUCUGAGAAUGCACACUGCUGUAUAGAUAAAUCAAUUAUUCAUCAUUCAUCAUGAUUUGUUUGUAUAAAGCUUAUGUAGUGGUUAGAUUAUGCCCAGUCUUUAUUGAGCAUUCAUUUCACAUUUUUUAUGGAGUGAUUGUAUGACAAUGAGCGUUCCUCCUAAAUUCCUCCUGAUUUGCUUGCAGAGUAUUUAUACAUUUUCCCAUUAAUGAUUUGUUUAUCUCACAUAUUUCAGUUGCUUUCCAAACUGCAGAAAGUCAAAAUUAAAACCAACAACAACAACUAGAUUUGUUGCAUUAGAACAGGGGUUUCCCAUCAUUUUUGACCACUAGUCCUGCUAACUAGGGAUGAUGCGAGUUGUAGUCCAAAAAGAGCUGGAGACCCAAGUUUGGGAAACUCUGCAUUACAUCAACAAGACUCCUUUAAGGUAAAGGUAAAGGGACCCCUGACCAUUAGGUUGAGUCGUGACCGACUCUGGGGUUGCGGCGCUCAUCUCGCUUUAUUGGCCGAGGGAGCCGGUGUACAGCUUCCGGGUCAUGUGGCCAGCAUGACUAAGCCAUUUCUGGCAAACCAGAACAGAGCACGAAAACGCCGUUUACCUUCUCGCCGGAGCUGUACCUAUUUAUCUACUUGCACUUUGACGUGCUUUCGAGCUGCUAGGUUGGCAGGAGCAGGGACUGAGCAACGCGAGCACACCCCGUCGUGGGGAUUCGAACCGCUGACCUGCUGAUCGGCAAUUCCUAGGCUCUGUGGUUUAACCCACAGCGCCACCCGUGUCCUUUAGUCCACUUUAAUUGCACAGAUGUAAAGUUCUCAGUAUGUGCUUGACUCAUUCCCGCAAAAUACUUACAGCAGGGCCGGAUCAUAUUUAGAGGGACGAAGCAAGGAAAUGAUCAUGGUGCGCUUCCAAGAUGUAAUUCAAGAUAAAAACAAUACUAAACUGUAAAAUGGCAUUUUAUUAGGCAGGCCACCCACUUACAAUACCAGAUGAUGCUGUGCCUUGAAGGACCAGUUGUUGAGACUUCAAAGCACAGCACAGCACUAUUUGAAAGCCUUUUUGCUGCUUGGAAAAUGGCUUUCAAGCAGCUCUCUCCCCAACCUCCUGCUUGAGCCUCUGAAAAAAACGAUUCAUCCUGUUGAGUUUAACCCAUCGUUUGCCGACUUCUGCUAAGAAUCCCCAUUCUAGCAUUGGAGAGCUAAAGAGGCUUAGUCUACCAAAUUCAUAACGUUGUUGCUUCCCUGCCCCAAGUCAAUGCUCAAGAUCAGUUCCAGUCACUGUCUUUGAGCUCACCAGUUUCUAAAACAGGAUUCUUUUGGAGGAAGGCUUCGCUGUUUAAAGUGGCACAAAAGUGCUUUCAGCGUAUGGUGCAGAUAGGGCUUUAGGAAAAGAGGAUUUCAAACGAUGGCCUGAUUACCUGGGUUUUUCACGAAUCAAGAAUAUCUGUGAUCAUUAUUCCAUUUUGCGCCCCCUGUCCUCCUUCCAAGUUGCUCAGGGCGACAGAACAUGAGGUUAUUCCAUUUUACAAUUGCAUCAACUUCAAGGGUUUUUUGAAGGGGGGAGGGGAGAAGCUACAUGUUAUUAUUCAGCAUAUGACUUCAUUUCAUUGCUUGCCAUCUGCAGAGGAAGUGGAUUCUGUCAGAAUUAAGCCAGCUGCGUUAAUAUGAGUGUAAAGGAGUAGCAGCGAUUUGCGAUGAGAUCAGUGUAGCUACCUAUGGUGCUAGAAUUUUUUUACUAAAUCCGCACGAAGACGGUGUAUGGCUGAAGAAGCAUCACAAAUGAAUUAUUGGCUUAAUUUUCUGCACAAUGUAUGUCACAAGAUGCUACAGGUCUGUUUUAACUUAUGCAGGGAGACUGUGUUCCCUCUCUAUCUCUCCUUCCUUCCCUCUCCAGGGUUGCGGUGUAAUGCGAAAACAUGCAUGUUAAAAACACAACUAAUCUAAGGAGAGUUAUCGCUGGGUAAUCUGACUCAGUCAAAUUAGAUGGGCUGGACUGGGUAGCAAUUCAUGCCCCAGGGAAACAUCUUUUCGCAAACUUCCUAUCUUUCCAACACAUAUUGCUAGAUUUUGGCAUGCACAAAUGCAAGCAGAGAGCUGUUUAUCACUCGGGAAGCCAUCCAAAGACUAACUGUGGAAGCAAAGGCACACUUGAAAUCUAUCUCACGCCAUUCCUGAAGCUGCUUUUAAAUAUUUGCAUUCGUAUGGGUUUUCUGAGGAAAACAACAGUAAUUUCAAGUUGCUGCUGCUGCUGUUUUAAAAUCAAUUGUGCUGCAGAAGCAGAACUCUAUAUUUGGUGCAGCAUCAAGCAAGGAAGAGUAAGGUUGCUAAUGCUGGAUUUUAUUUUUAUUUUUUGAAGAUCAUCUCACCCUAUGCCAUCUUAUCAAGAGGUCCAUUCCAAACAAUGUAGGAAUCAUGCCAUUGGUGUUGUGACAUCAGCCCUUUGGAAUUCACUCCUGUUCAAUAUUAGACAUGUGCUGUCUCUGCUGUUUUUCCAGCACCUUCUGAAGACCUUUUCCCAACAAGCCUAAAUCUUCCCCAGCUUGCAUCUUUGCUGGAAUUGCUUUUAAGAUGUUUUAGAUGAAGGAAAGGAAAGAAUGAAACUGUUUAAAAUGAAAAGAUAGGACAGAAUGAAAGGCUUUGAUGUAUGCCUCAAAAAUAUUAUACAGUCAUACCUUGGUUUUGGAACAGCCUAGUUCCCAAAUGUUUUGGCUCCCGAACGCUGCAAACCUGGAAGUGACUGUUCCAGUUGGCGAACUAUUUUGGGAAGCCGAACAUCUAGCGGGGCUUCUGAUUGGCUGCAAGAGCUUCCUUAAGCCAAUCAGAAGGUGCGUUUUGGUUUCCAAACGUUUUGGAAGUUGAAUGGACUUCCGGAACGGAUUCUGUUUGACUUCCAAGGUACAACUGUGUACUAAUAAAGAAUGAAUAUAUCAGAAGCAUAUAUGCUGCAAGCAAGCAUUGACUUACUGGGUUGCCAAAUACACAAGCUGACCAUGAUGAUGCUUCUAUAUUAAGGUUGCCAACUUUCUAAUAACACAAGGUGCAUUUAAUCUUGACACUAUUGCCUCCCUCCUUGCCCUCUGUCCCCUGUCUGCUACUGGCUUUGAUGCGAAAAUGUAAUAAAGAGGUACGCUUAAAGAUGUUGUCUGUUUGGGAAAGUCAUACUGAGCACCGUAUUUUUCACCCUAUAGGACGCACUUUUUCCCCUUCAAAAAUGAAGGGAAAAUGUGUGUGCGUCCUAUGGGGCAAAUGCAGGCUUGCGGGUGGCAGCCUGCAGCUCAAAGCACGGGGCGCCCUCCGGAGGACGCCCCGUGCUUCGCGCAGGUGUCCGCAAGCCUUGUGCGCCCGGGGGGAGUUCCCACGGGCUCGCAAGGCUUGCGGGCGGCAGCCUGCAGCUCAAAGCACGGCGCGCUCGGGGGGCAACAGCCUGUUCUGGGGGCUGGGGUCGGGGGAAGCUCGGGCCCCCAGCUCCCAGCAACGCAAGCAAGCUCCGGGAGCGAUGGCGAGGUUGCAAAACCUCGCCAUCGCUCCCGGACCCCUUCUGGGGGCUGGGGACGGGGGCAGCUCCGGCUUCCCCCGCCCCCAGCCCCGCAAGCAAGCUCCGGGAGCGAUGGCGAGGUUGCACAAUCUCGCCAUUGCUCCCGGACCCGUUCUGGGGGCUGGGGACAGGGGAAGCUCCGGCUUCCCCAGCCCCGCAAGCAAGCUCCGGGAGCGAUGGCGAGGUUGCAAAACCUCGCCAUCACUCCCGGACCCAUUCUGGGGGCUGGGGAUUGGGGAAGCUCGGGCUUCCCCCGCCCCCAGCCCCGCAAGCUCUGGGAGCGAUGGUGAGGUUGCGCAACCUCGCCUUCGCUCCUGGACCCGCAGCCCCGAGGCUAAAAACGAAGCCAGGACAGCGAGCGGGAUCCAUCCCGCUCGCUGUUAUGGCUUCUUUGCUCUUUGGGGCUCGGGGGGGAAAUAAUUUUUUUUUCUUUAUUCCCCCCCCCAAAAAAUAAGUGCGUCCUAUGGGCUGGUGCGUCCUAUAGGGCAAAAAAUAUGGUACCUAUGUAGUGGUGACAGACGAUAGCCGCCAUUGCUUGCUGUUCGCUUUAGGGGGAAGCAAUCAUAUGAUCUCACAUGCAGCACCCUAAACACUGUUUCAGCACCCUAGGCUCCUGUUUCUUGAAACAUCUGUGUAUACCUUUUUUUAAGAUAGCAAGAAAGCUUAAAUGGCAAGUGGAACAAAGCUAAAUGGUUGAUUGUGACAACUAAUCGUAAUUUUUACAGGGGUGAAAAUGUUCCUAGCAUCAAACAGCUGGAAGCAUUAGCCACAUCAAUAAAGAAUAUUAGCAUUAGCUAGCAGCAGGUAUACCUGCAAUUAGAAUGACUCAUGAUAACAGUUGUUUGUUUUUCCAAAGUUCAUAUAUUCUUUCAUCCACUAGAUAUUUUACAGUCAAGAGAAUAGCUUCGCCAGUUAUGGAUUUGUUGUGAAAGGAGCCACUACAAAGAACUAAGACCAUCCUCUCCCCCAGCUUCAGGAACUCAUUUGUUGACUUAACAGGGCUUUGUUUAAAUUUCAGGGGGAAACCAAACUUGCUGGACAUGGGAUCUCUGAUGAUCAAACCCAUCCAACGUGUGAUGAAGUAUCCCUUGUUGCUAUGUGAGCUCUUGAAUGCAACUCCCAGGUCCCACCCGGACCACACAGCACUGCAGGAUGCCUUGGUUGCUGUGAAAGGCAUGAAUACAAAUAUAAAUGAACUUAAAAGAAGAAAGGAUUUAGGUAAGACAGUGUCAACAAUGUGGGGUAAUUGCAGGGAAAGGCUAUUUCCUUCAAACCCGGCUUGAGGGCUUUUCAGAAGCAUCUCAUUGGCUACUGGAGAAUACAGGAUGCUGGACACAUGGACCCUUGGCCUUAUCCAGUGGGGUUCUUGUAAUUUUUGGCUUGUGCUCUCAAAAAUGCAAUAAGUCUUGGCUUCAACCUAUGUUUCAACUGCCUUUCCAAGUAUUGUUUAUGUUCCCAUGUCAGUUUGGGUGCAUGCUCUGUGAGAAGGAGUUUGGAAGCUUACAUUUUAGUUUAGCCACAGUUUAGGGUGUGUCUAAACACUAAACUGGCUAAACUCAACUAUGGUUAGUAGAAACAAGGCAGCUUCAUAAACCAUGGUUUGAAGUUGUCUGGUUUUUCUGGGUUUGGACAACAGUGCAAACUAUAUUUCAGGGGUGGCCAACUCCCAAGAGACUGCGAUCUACUCGCAGAGUUAAAAACUAGCAGUGCUCUACCCCCUUUUUUGGGGUUCAGGUCAAAGUUGUUGAGCUUCUUUUUAUGGGCUGCAGGGCUAAAAUUUUUAGCUUUUUUUAGGGGAGCCAAAGUUCUUGUUCUUCUUUGGGGGGAGCCAGUGAUCUGCCAGUGAUCUACCACAAACGUCCAGUGAUCUACCUGUUGGCUAUGCCUGCUAUAUUUAAUGAAAAGAAACUUCCUAACGUGAAAGCCUCUGAACUCCAUUGCGUGGUGGCAGAGGAGAAGGUCAGGAUUAGCUAAGAGAGGGGCAGGAUGUAAGUCUUAUUCAUGUUGUGAUAAACCAUAAUUUAUCUGAACACAGCCACUGACAACAUCCUUUAAAAAUGUUAAUGUGUGCCUUGCAGAAUUAAACCAAAGUCCGUCUUGUUCAACAUUCUGUUUUUCAAGUUACCAGCUAGGUGACCUCAGAUGUUUAUGAGAAAAACAGCAUACAGUAUUUGACUUCCAGCCUACUGGUCUUAACUAGUGAGGGAGAAAAUGAAAUAUUAUAUUUGUUUCAGGUCCACCAUUGGAUUCUUGCAUUUGCAUAAGGUGUAUAAGAAAGUUGGGGCAUUUUUUUCUUGUUAUGUUUCAGCUUCUGUCAAGCAAAUUCACUAGGGAUUUAAAUCGUGAAGGCAUGGAAAUUAUUAUAGCACACGGAAUUAUAUGUUCUGCAGUAAAUAGCAUCAAAGGAGCUACUACAAACAACAGGAACAAUUAGAGAGAUGGAUUUUUAAAAGCUUAUAUGGCCACAAUGAUUUUCAUUAUCCUUGUUAUUUCCAUAGGUAGUAACCUUCAUCUCUUUCUGUCUUUUGUUGGUCUCUUCAUGACUUUGAAGGACAGUAGGAUAAGCCCCAUAUAAAUGCAGAUUUGAUGUAUUGAUGUGUUUUUUUCUAAUUGCAGUGCUGAAGUAUAAGAAAAAUGACGAAGAUGAAUCUUUAAAAGAGAAAUUUGCAAGACUAAACAUUCACUCGAUUAGUAAAAAAUCGAAGAGAGUAACUGGCCACCUGAAAAUUCUGACUGGAGGAGAACCUCAGGUAUUUAGGUGUCUGGCAUUUUUCUUUACAGAGUGUUUUAAAGGGCAUAAACUAGGAGUGGAGAAGCUUUUUUGCUCCAUUGGCCAGACCCCUAAUCAGGGUCGGUCUUGCAGAUCAAAUUCGACAGGCAGACAGGACUGCCCACUGGGCACUGCAGCACAAGGCUCUGUGCUUGGCAUUUUCAUAAGAAGUCCUGUGUUUCUGAUGGGGCUGCUUUUCCAGUGGGAUAAGAAGGGGCAAUGCUUAUAUUGCAUCUUCUGCUCUGGAAUGGGCUUGUUGAUGCAGCACAGAGGUUCAGGAGUGUCCAACCAUCACUGUCACCCCCUUGGAGCCAGGGAGCUGCAAUCACACAGUCUCUGCAGCUGCUCAUAUGAUGGGACUGUCCAUCAUUAAUAGAUUUAUUGUGGCAGGAAGAGGACUGGAGAGCACAGCAGGCAACAUUCAUUCUGGCUCUGCAGCGCAGCAUGGCUCCCUGUUUUGCAAAGGAAUUCAGGAAUCUAAAUGGAUAUUGUAUUCAUGUUUCCCAAACGAGGGUGCAUUCCCCCACUGGCAACCUUCUGUGGGGCCACGUGUCAGGAGUGGGCAGGGCUGGAAGUCAUAGUAUGUGAUGCUAGAGUAAAAAAUGAGUAAAAAAUGGGCAAUGGAUGGAAUGAUUACAUUGAUAUGCUAAGCCACACAAAGGCCAAAGGUUUGGACAAAAAUCUCUCCAUCCUGGCAAGUAAAAGGCAUUAUGAUAGCUCUUGCGAAGAGUGUGGGCAAUGAAUGUGGCCUUAUCAGCUGUGAAAACUGAUGGUGGCCAUUGUGAAUUACCGUAUUUUUUGCUCUAUAAGACUCACUUUUCCCCUCCUAAAAAGUAAGGGGAAAUUUGUGUGCGUCUUAUGGAGCGAAUGCACGCUACGCAGCUAUCCCAGAAGCCAAAAUAGCAAGAGGGAUCGCUGCGCAAUGAAAGCAGCAAUCCCUCUUGCUGUUCUGGCUUCUGGGAUUCAGAAUAUUUUUUUUCUUGUUUUCCUCCUCCAAAAACUAGGUGCGUCUUAUAGAGCGAAAAAUACGGUAUAUCCUAUGUUACAUCUGGACUAUGGAGACUAGGACCAGGGUUUUUUUUCAGCCAGAACUCAGCAGAACUCUCUUCCAGCAUCUCUCAGGUGGCCACCGUUGCAUUAUAAGAGAACAGGGGAGACGUUCAUGUGAAUUCCGGCACCUCUUUUUCUAGAAAAAUAGCACUGACUAAGACUGCUAAUGUAGUUCUCCCAGUCCCCAGAGUGAGGCCUGUUUAGAUGAGCCAUGUGACUCUCCCACAUCUUCCAAACUACACAACACACACACACAUACACACAAGUUAUAACUAUCUGCUAGCAGCACUCGCAGCCUUCCAAUGCCAGCCACCGUGAAAUAUCCUUAAUUGCGAAGAGAAGCUAUUUUUAUUCAGACAGUAAAUUCUCUCUGGUUUGGUGUUCUUUUUGCAAACACUUUUCAAACUCAAAUACUGGAGAAACACUUUGAGUGGGGGGAUGAGAUGAUGCUUUUAUGAAUGACUGAGCAUCCUUCCCCCCCUUUAAUUAGAGGUUCAGAGCACUCACAUUUCACAUCUCUGACAUCUGCAGCAACUCCUACUGCAUUAGAAGAGAAGACCAGAUUUGACACUUCCAAGGUUGUUGCCGUCAUCUUCUCUCUCUCUCUCUUCUAUACAAAGAAAGAAAACUGAAGCAAAUAAAAACGCCAACCCUCUUUUACAAAUCGGGGCAAGUAUUGGUCAGCCUCUGAAAUAAUAGAGUCUCUCUCAAACUUUGCGCAAGUAUUAAUUCUGCAGAAGUACAGUAAUGAGCAGAGGGACAGACAAAUGCAUGAUAUAAAAUGAUGCAUUGCUCGUAUACAUUUUUAUGCAAGCUAAGAGAGCAUCAUAAAGAUGAAAGUCUAGGCAAGUGUCAUAAAAUCAACCCCGUGCUUCUCUGAUAUCUUGCUGACCCUACUUAACAAGCAAAGGGAAAUUUCUGUCACUUCUCUUAAGCUUACCACUCCUCCUUUUCUUUUUGCUGUUAAAACUUUUAACAGUUGCAUGUGUGUUCCAAGCACGCAGGAGGUUAGCAGGUGUUUAUGAACUGCAGUGGGAUGGCUUUGCAAUACACACUAUGUUCAAAAUCUUUUAUCCUGUUGGGGUUGUCGUGCUUACCCGAUCUCCUGAAAGCCGAGUCACUGCUGCAUACCAGGAGAGAGAGAGGGUAGGUAGGUUGGCGCGGUGCAAAUGUACUGGCAGAGCCAAUCCAAUGCUGCUGCUGAUACAUUUGCACUGUGUCAACCUCCCUGCUGCCUCAAUCCCUCUCCCUGUACCUCCUAAAUAAGUAGCAGAAACACAGCUAUCAGGAGGUCAGGUGUGACAACUUCUAUCUCAUGAGGUUCACAUUUCUGCAUGAGUGGUCCAGACAGAUGUUUUGCACUGCCCUCAUUCUAGGGCAAUGCUGUUCCCCUACUUCAUAUCUGCUUCAUUGUCACAGUCGUAGAUAUUUGCAUAUGUAUGUAUGCAUGCAUGAGAAUUUGUAUUAUUUAAUAAUCUGGGCGGCUUCCAACAGAAUAUUAAAAUACAAUAGUCUAUUAAACAUUAAAAGCUUCCCUAAACAGGGCUGCCUUCAGAUGUCUUCUAAAAGUCUGGCAGUGGUUUUUCUCUUUGACAUCUGGUGGGAGGGUGUUCCACAGGGUGGGUGCCACCACUGAGAAGGCCCUCUGCCUGGUUCCCUGUAACUUGGCUUCUCACAGCAAGGGAACCGCCAAAAGGCCCUCGGCACUGGACCUCAGUGUCCGGGCAGAAAGAUGGGGGUGGAGAUGCUCCUUCAGAUAUACUGGACCGAGGCCGUUUAGCGCUUUAAAGGUCAGCACCAACACUUUGAAUUGUGCUCAGAAACGUACUGGGAGCCAAUGUAGGUUUUUCAAGACCGGUGUUAUGUGGUCUUGGCGGCCACUUCCAGUUACCAGUCUAGCUGCCGCAUUCUGGAUUAGUUGUAGCUUCCAGGUCACCUUCAAAGGUAGCCCCACGUUGAGUGCAUUGCAGUAGUCCAAGCGAGAGAUAACAGAGCAUGCACCACUCUGGCGAGACAGUCUGUGGGUAGGUAGGGCCUCAGCCUGUGUACCAGAUGGAGCUGAUAAACAGCUGCCCUGGACACAGAAUUGACCUGUGCCUCCAUGGACAGCUGAGUCCAAAAUGACUCAGGAGAUCAUGUGGCCCGUACUGGGCCCCGAUGGAACAGGUGGUUCCACUAAAUUGCGAACCACCUGAAAGAGUCUCCUGCUGCUGUUUUCUGCAGAUGCAAUAGAGGUGGUGAAGAAAGUCUUCCUCACUGUCAAGGCCACCACUUAGUAGGUUUGACAUUGAGCUCUAACCCGUGUCUGGUCAGCUUCAGAAUGAGUUAUCCGCCACCGGCACUCUAGCCAUCUCAGCAAUUGUUACAUAUAUAUAUAUACCUUUCUGUAAAGGUAGAAUCACUAGCAAUGAAAAUUAGAAAUUGCUAGCUAGAAAAGGUGGAACUCACUAGCAAUAAAAUUAAUGGAAUAGAGCAAAAUCAUAAAAAUUCAAAAAUUUAAAGCGGACACGGGAAUAGCAAUCAAACAGAAUUAAAGCAAUAGCAUCAAUGGAACAGUUUAAAAAGCAACACCAGAAAAACUCCAAUGAAAACGUCAUGGCUGAGCUGUUCAUCAAAAGGUCCCACACAGAAAAGUCCCUGUCCCUCAUAUUCACUCUUUGUGCUUCAAAUGGUGGGGGGGAUAUGGAGCAUGACCCCAGGCAGCAGGCAGACUCAUAAGGGUGGAGAACAUCUAUCUAUCCAUCUAUCCACACAAACACACACUCCCUUAAUUCAUGUGCAUUUUUUGUGGACGUUUAUUGAUUAUACAGAAGGCAGACUCAUCAAUGUGGAGGAUGUCUCUUUGGGUAUCUAUCCAUUCAUAAAAACACACAGUACUUCUUCAAUUCUCCACUUUCUGCAGACGAUACAACUUACUGGUUGCUUACUGUUCCCUUCUCAGGUUCCCACACUACAUCUCUCCCCCACUGCCAUCAAAUUUGAUCAAAUUUGUGUCACUCUUGCCUUAUGAUAACAAUUGCAUAAAUUCAGCAUUACUUUUAAAAGAAUGAAAUGGAACUUGUAAUUCUGAGAGGAUGAAGGGUAUAUCUGGGAACACGGGCAAAGGGACUGAAAUGAAAUGUGACAAGAUAUAGCCCUGGUUUGGGCACAAUUCUAAACUAUGGUUUAGCGUUCUGUGAAUGAGCUUGUGUGAGCCUUGGACUUAUGCAUUCCUCCCCUCUCUGAUGCAGCUGUGAGGAGGAGAUUGAAAAUUGACACAAAAGCUUCCAGUUAGCCAUGUUUUAGCAUUUCAUUUGAACUGAAACAAGUCAGUUACAUAAACCAAAGCCUGAAGGUGUCUUUCUAGCUAAGACUAACCAUGGUUUGUCUGCCUCCAGAAGAAACAACAAACCGUAGAUAAAAAUGACAACAGAAUCUUCCAACCUCCUCUCCUCCUCUUGGCUUGAGGUUGGCUCAGCUCAUUCAUUCCAAUAAUGAUAAGCCAUAAUUUAUCACUAUGUCUUAAUGAGACCACAGUCUAAGAGCACUUAAAGCUAUUCUUGUAGCUUCAGUGGAAGGAAUGCAGAAAUACUUUAUGCAAUAUCUCUGCUAGUGUUAGGGCUACUCCACCAGUUACUAAUGAGUGGCCUCUGCUCCUGAUCUCGGUGUUGCCCUGUGUUUUAGGUGAAAGAUGAAACUUUUAAUAAAGAGGAGAAGUUAUUUAGAAGUUUGGAAAAGACAGUCAAACUCUGCGUGAAGAAUAUUUCAGUGUCUCUACAGCAUCUGAAGGUGAGUGUUAAAGCAGCACAACUAAAAAAAGAAUCCAUUUGCUACUUGCAUGUUGCAAGCGAAUAUUAGCUGCUUCUGAAUGAGUGUGAAACUUGAAUCCACUGGAUGAGACGUUUUAAAUCAAAAGACCAGGAUGAAUUCUCAAGUUGCAUAAUGAUAUGAAGGUUAGACCUCAAUUAGUGUGGCUCCUGGCAAAAGCUUUUAGGGCUAUAUUAGUCCAAGGCAUGGGUGGCUCCAUGUCACUCUGUAUGCUGCUUGACAACAGCUCCCAUUAUCACUGACUGUUGGUCAUGCUGUUUGGGGAGGAUGAGAAGUGGACAUCUGCGGGGGCUACAGGUUCCUCAUCCUUGGUCAAAGGCCUGGUGCAGAAGAAGAUGGUGGUUUGCAGGCUGGUGUAAGCAUGAGAAAAAACUAAAACACUUCCUGGAUCAAGUAGGAAAUAUGACAAAUCUAAACGAGAGAGAUUGUAGCCGAGUCCGGUCUUUGCAGAGAUAAUUUCCUGCUUGGGUAGAACUUUUCACACAAGAUCCUCUGAAACGAACUAUCCAUUGGUGCACCUCAUUCUGUUUUAAGUUAAUAUCAAGUCAAGCAGACUUCUAGCUUCCUUAGUGGGGGUGUCAUCCACUGAAACACAUGCUAGGAUUGGAGGGGAAUGCAGACUGCUUUGCACAUGGGUGGGGAACCUCCAGAUCUUGCUGGACUACAAUUCCCAUCAUCUUUGACCAUUGGCCACACUGGUCAGAUGGGAGUUGCAGUCCAUUAACAUCUGGAUGGGCCACAAAUGGCCCAACCUUGACCUAGCCGUUUCAUUUCCUUCAUGUGCAUCCUCUUCCAUUUGCGUGUACACCUGAGCAUGCGCAUCUUUUGCCCAUUUCAUCGUUUCCAUCAUUUCCAGGAGUCUACGCUUCUAGCUGCACAGAAUGUAACCGAACUUCAAGAUUUUCUGCAAGAGAAAGAAGAUGAGGAAAGUGGCUCUUCAAACACCUUGAUUAAUGCUGAAAAGCCCAGCGAACGAUAUGUAUGUUCUUGAAAGAUAUUGGUUUCAAACAAAAGAUAAGGGAUAGGGAGUUUAAGGAAGUUUGUUGCUUCUGCAACAAAGCCAGCAGAAGGUGUGGUUUUUUUACCCAGCUUCCUGAAGCCCUGAUUUCUUGCAAAUAAAAAUUCUAGCCUUCCACAAUGAGGAGGAAGGAAGAUUUCAGCCCUUGUCAGUCAUUACUGGUAUGAAGGGGCAAAAUGAGUAAAAAAGUGCUGCCACAUGGUUCCUUCCAGCUUUCCACAUAUUCAGGGGAAAUGUCUGCAGCAGAAAGGCCUCUGUACUUGUGUAGGCAAGCAACACAAAUCCUGGGCCAAGGGUUCUAAAUUCAGGGUAAAUGUGUUGAUAGCCUUACAACAGUUUUUCUGGAAUCACGUUGCCUCACAAACAGAUGUGGCGUGAGUAGUUCUUGUGCUGGAUCAGGGCUAUACCCUGUGAUUAAUUCCGUCCUUAAUCCCCAGACACAUAUUUAUUUAUAGAUUUCUCUGCCCCACCUUUAACUCCAAAAUUGGGAGGUUUACAAAAAUACGGCAAUUUGAAAACAUAAUACAUAGCCAACGGAAACAUUAAAAUCAUUAUUGCACGUUACAUAAUUAGCAUCAUCAUUAAAAAGCGACUUAACCCAUCAGUUCCUAAAAUGCAUUUAUUUGUCUUAUUGCCCUUAUAUCCCACCUUUUCCUGCGAGGAGCUCCAGGUACAGUGGUACCUCAGGUUACAUACGCUUCAGGUUACAUACGCUUCAGGUUACAGGCUCCGCUAACCCAGAAAUAGUGCUUCAGGUUAAGAACUUUGCUUCAGGAUGAGAACAGAAAUCGUGCUCCGGUGGCGCGGCAGCAGCAGGAGGCCCCAUUAGCUAAAGUGGUGCUUCAGGUUAAGAACAGUUUCAGGUUAAGUAUGGACCUCCGGAACAAAUUAAGUACUUAACCCGAGGUACCACUGUACAUGGUUCUCCUCAUCCUCAUUUAAUCCCCACAAUGAAAACUCUGAGGUAGGUUAGCCUGAGAAGCCCAAGGUUGCCCAGCGAGCUUCAUGGCCGAGUGGGGAUUUGAACCCUGCCCUCCCAGGUACAAGUCUGACCCUCUAAUCAAACCAAAGGAAUGUUACCAGGUUGAGGUGAGACGUACUUCAGAGGGAAGACCAUUCUGUGGAUAUGUAACUGGUAGAGAAGGAGAAAUGUUAGCUUUAAAGGAGGAGAGGUGGGUGGUGAAGAUUUAUUUGUUGUCUCUCUUUCCCUACCUGUGCACAUCUAGGCAGAGCAAGUAGAGAAGAUGGUUUUGGCCCCCCUGUCAGCGUUGCAGGCCCUCUUCCCAGGCCCUCAGAAGCUCAUCCAGAAGCGCUAUGACAAACUGCUGGAUUAUAAUAGCUACCACCAAAAGGCGGCGGGAGAGGAGAUGGAUUUGGCCAGGAAAGAAUACAAGGCUCUCAAUGCCCAGCUGGUGGAGGAACUCCAGACGUUCAACCGGGCAGCAAAGCAAAUCGUGACCAACUGCCUGUGUUGCCUCGUCACUCUCCUGCGAGGGAUGAUGUCAUCAGCACUGCAGUCCUAUUCCACGGGGGAAUCCCUCACAUCAGUAAGUCGGCUGUAGAUAUACUCAUAUUGAGAUGAUUACAAUUAAGGUUGCCUGUCUGCUAUGCACCUUUGAAAUCUUAUUUAAAAACCAAAAGCCUAGGAGAAUUAUAUUUGACAAAUACAGUGGUCCUUCGGGUUACAGACACCUCGGGUUACAGGCUUCAGGUUAUAGACUCCGCUAACCCAGAAAUAGUACCUCAGGUUAAGAACUUUACCUCAGGAUGAGAACAGAAAUUGCAUGGCAGUGGCAGGGCAGCAGCGGGAGGCCCCAUUAGCUAAUGUGGUACCUCAGGUUAAGAACAGUUUUAGGUUAAGUAUGGACCUCCAGAACAAAUUAAGUUCUUAACCCGAGGUGCCACUGUAAUAUGAACUUGGGUCACACACACACACACACACACACACACACACACACACCCCAUACACCAUACACUUAAUGCACAUUUAAAGCACUUGGCUUCCCUCAAAGAAUCCUGGAAACUGUAGUUCAUCCCUGACAGAGCUACAUUUCCCAACACUCUUAACAGGCUGCAUGAAAUUAGGGCAAGACCACCUCCAAUUCUGUGGUUUUAAGAUGGGGUUGGCAUAUUUCCAAAAGUGAAAAUCUGGACACAAAAGUUUUGAGCUUUUUGGGGGGCCAAAGUUGUUGAUUUUUAUUUUUUUUUAAGGAAAAGCAUCAAAAAAUCAACGCUUCAGAUAUGGGCUGUCAUACGCCUGGGUUCCCCAGACAUUUUUGCUGCUUUUUGAACAUUUUUGACGGACGAAUCUCAGCUAUGUCUGGACAUACUGUAUGGCAGCCCUAUUUUAUGAGCCAGUCACACUAAGCCAAGCCAUGGUUUAGUGUGAACGUGCAGAUGUGUGGGUUCCUGGAGAGAAUAUUGUGACUGCUUUGCUCCUCUGGUCCUGCUGCUGCUGCUGCGAACCAAGGGACAGUUUGGUUUAGUGCGAUGCCCAAACCCAGGCGUGUGGUUUAUCUUUCUCCAGAUAAAUAACCAGCUUGGUUUCUUCCAUGACUUGGCACUCGGGAUUUGAAGUUCUCUGAUCUGGAUGAUACCAGAGCAAAAAAUCACCGUGGUUAGGGUAUCUCUAUCCAGAAUUAAUCCUGGAUAUAGUACAGCUGCAGUCCGAUGCUCAUUGAUUUGGAAUUAAGCCCUGUUGAACUCAAUUAAACAGAUAUGGGGCUGGGCUGCCUGGGUUAUUAAAUGAUUGUGUGCUUGGACAGUUUUGCCUUCCCCGCUGUCCCAGAAAAUGACAUGCUUCUUAGCAUAUUAUUUGGUUUUCUGUAGUGUGAUUCUGCCAGCGUGUGAAGGGUGCCCUCUAGCGUCCUUUGGUUCAACCAGGUUUUGUGCCACCUGGUUGGAUGUUGUUUCCCUUUAAUUGACUCAGCAUUGUUGCUAGGUAAUAAGUGUUUUUCAAUGUGUAUGUAUUAAAAUGAGUUUAAUAUAUGCAACUGAGCAGCGGUGGGAAGCGUAGUUCUGCUCUCAUGUGCAGUGGCGUGUUGGAAAGAAAAUGAAAACAUCAAAGGAAAUAUUUAUUUGGGUGAGAGAGAGUGUCCUAGUGUAUACUACUACUCCUCAAACACAUGCAUACAAGAUAAUGAGGGCAAGUGGAUGACAUGCUUCCACUUGUGAUUAACCACAGUUUGUUGUGUCAGUCAGUCUUGGGAAACUCCGGUUAAUUUUAACAUCUACAAGUUUCCAAAAAGCCAGCUUCACAGUUCUGGGUUUGUGUAAUGUAUCAGGCUAUGGUUAAAAGCAGAAACGAAAGCUGCCAAACCCCAAUUAGCCAUAGGGGAGAGGGAAGCAUGGAAGCUUUUGAGGUGGGCUUAUUCAUAUCUUGCUGGGCUAGGGAUGGGGAACCUCUGGCCCUCUAGAUGUAAUUGGAAUCCAACUCCUUGUCGUUCCCAUGCUGGGCCAAGGCCAAUGGUAAUUGAAGGCCAAUGGUUCAAGGGAUAGCUAGAUAUAUAAUAAAGGUUACCAUCUAGACUAGGGUAGUCUUUUUUUACCCAUGGGAGAAGAUAGCUCAGCUGGUAAUUUCAGGGUGAUGGGUUCAAGCCCCAUGUUGGGCAAAAAAAUCCUUCAUUGCAGGGUGUUGGACUAGAUGGGUCUUCUUGGUCCCUUCCAACUCUGCAAUUCUAUGAUUCUAUGUGUUGUUCACAUCAAAAAUUCAGCAUUGUGUCUGCAGAAAAUCAAGGGGUACAACAUCAGGCUUUCCCUGAUGAGCUUCUGCCAGAAGCCCCACCACAGGAAAAAGCAGUGAUGCUGUUCUAAGCCUGACAAAUCAGAACCAGCAUUAUGUAGAUAUACUCCCCGAUCCAUCACAGCUUGUGACUAAUCAUGUAAACUUGAACCUCUUUUGAACUUACAGCUGUCGUCUCCAAGCAUCAGCGAAGUUCAGCACCAGGUGCUCGAAGACAUACACAGUCUGAAUUUUGUCAAAGAAAACAACAGCAUAAAUUUCAUUGAGAGAAAGCUGAGCUUUGAAAAAAAGAAGCCAACCCCUCUCCAGGUUUGUAGCAUACAUUUGACAGGAGUCCCCGCUGGAAGUUUGGGAACUCCUGUAGGAAAAGCAAAAUGCCGGGCAGAGAAGUAAAUAUAUAGAAACCACAUUUUUAUUGCCAAUUGAAUCUACUGAAAGCUAAAUGUCUUUAGCUUCCCUUCCAACCCUAUUCCUUCACCCAUGCACUGUUAAGGCCCCAAUCCUACUAUGCAUUUUUACCUGGGAGUAAGUCCCGUUUGAGUUGUUACAAACUACUGCUGUGUCAACAACAGUAGUUGACUGGGCUGCAUUUCAGUUUCAGCUGUCUUAACUUUCUGUGGGUUGUUCUACUGUCUACUUUCAAUGCAUGAAUAUGUACACUUUAUUUGUUAAAUGAGCAGUCAUUUGCUUUGGAAAGAAAAGACUAAUCUUGCUUAUAAACUUGAGAUAUGAGUCUUGGAUUAUGCACGGCAGGAAUGGGAAAGUUGUGGUCCUUCAGACAAUGUUGGACUCCUGUUUCCAUCAGUGCCAGCCAACAUGUCCAAUGGCAACAGGUGAUGGGAGUUGUAGUCCAAAGAUAUGGGCAAGGGCAUGGAUUCCCCAUCCCUGAUGUAUAAAGUCAAGAGCUCAAAAGGACCUGGCUUGUGGUUAAGGAUUUGCACCUAGUGCUCAUUGAAAUCCGUGGGACUUGAAAUCCAUGGGUCAUGACUAACAUGUCCCAUUAAUUUAAAUGUGGUGUAAGUUCAUCUUAGUCUGGCUCCAAAGUUUCGUUGAGUUUUAACAGGUCAUAACUUCCAGGAGGUAUGCAUAGAAGUAAAGGGCAGGACUAACAAAGGGCUAACAAAGCCCUGCACAGUGUAUUCUGCUUGCACAACAAAUAACAACUUGUGGGAAUUGUUGUUGUGUUGCUGUUGUUGGCACCCAUCGGUCUCAAGAGACAAUGGAGUGUGCCUUCAGGGGGAAGUCAAAUUGCUGUGUUAGCAGCACCAAAGUGACCUCCCUGGGGAGUAAGCAGGUCCUGGGCUGCCCAGACAACAAGACCCCUCUCUCAGCCUCGCUGAUGUGGUCCAAAGGAAAGCAGAGAAAUUCAGCUUGGGGGAGUAGCUGGCAUUAAUCAGGGGAAAGGCACAAGGAUCAGGAGUUAAUCCCUCUUUUCCAAAGGAUCAUGCUCCCAAUCUGAAUUGGGUAUCGCUCUGUUAUUAACAUUGGGCAGGGAACAGAAAUGCAUGGGAUCUCUCUUAUUGCACCUAGCCUGGUCCAGAACUCCAAAAAGUGUGCCCAGCAAUGCAUUCCUCUGAAAGCAAACGCCACCCUGUGCCAUUCCUCUCCGAAACACGCUUGACAUUUCAUUCCACAGCCCUUGGCAAUGCCAUUGUCGUAAGCUCCUCUUCGAUUUGUGCAUAUUCAGUCCGCAGACACAUUUCCCACUAAACAUCUGUAUAGCAAUUCUAAUCUUCCGAUGUAUUUUUUUUUUUAUUACACAGGAAAACUUUAAAUGCCUUUCAUAGUGAUGGCAGGUGAUUUUAUUAUUAUUAUUAUUUUUUAAAAAAGGAGUGCUGGGAUUUAGACGUGUCUAGUGCACAAUGUCACCAAGAGCUGUGUAGAAGUCCUGCUUGUCCUCUAUCGGUAACUUCCCAUUCCAUAUCUAAAACAGCAUAAUCCGUGGAUUACGGGUUUCUCAAGCCUUGUGAUGUUACACGUCCCUGUCACUUUUGUGCGGGGUGACUUCAAAAUGCUUCCCGCUAAUUGACACCGACACUGAUAAGUGCAUUAAGACGGGAGGCGAAGGCAAAUUUCCUCUACAUGACUAUUCAUAGAGGACUAAUCUUACAGCCGUCAAAGUAAAGCGCACAGGUACCUCAGACUAUCUGCCAUGUACAAUAAGCCUCUGUUCGCUGCAGCAAUUUGUACACAGCUUUAACCUGUGAAUUUAAUGCCAUGGCACUGCAGUCUGCCCAAUAGUUCAUGGUUAACAAUGAGCCCAGCAGCCAAUUUCCACAAAAACCCUACUUACACGAGCAGUUUACUCACAUAGGCAUUGUUAGAUCGGGCCCGUCUUCUACGAAAUGACAAAUCACUGUGUGCGAGCUGUUAUUUUCCCAGGUCAGUGGAAAUGAGCGUGAAGCUAGGCAUGGUGUUAAAGUGUACUUAAAAAAUAUAUAUUGAAUAGCAUUCUUUGGAGGGAGCUGAUAACUAGCGGGGGUUAGAGCAGGUGAGGAAGGGAAGUUUAACCCUUUCUUCCCGUGCUACCAAUGGAGGGUUUCAGCCCUGUGAAAAUAGCUUCAAAUGAGUGUUUUUUGUCAGGACUUUAAGAAAGAGCCAAACCAUCUUCCACAUGUGCUGUAUCCUUUUUUUUAAUUAUCAACACACCCAGUGGCCACUAUCUCAUUUUUUAAAGAAGCAUUAAAUACAAAGGGGCAUUGAAUGCUGUAAGUGGUUUGGCCAUGGCUCUGUGUUGAAAUAAGCAAGAGUAUUCCAAUAAGCAACAUGCUAGAUUUAGACAUGGGUUACCAGGAUUCAAAUACCUAUUCAGCUACUGAAUUUAGAUACUUACGGUAAAGGUAAAGGGACCCCUGACCAUUAGGUCCAGUCGUGGCCGACUCUGGGGUUGCGGCACUCAUCUUGCUUUAUUGGCUGAGGGAGCCGGUGUACAGCUUCCAGGUCAUGUGGCCAGCAUGACUAAGCCGCUUCUGGCGAACCAGAGCAGUGCACGGAAACGCCAUUUACCUUCCCACCGGAAGCACCCACUUUGAGGUGCUUUCAAACUGCUAGGUUGGCAGGAGCAGGGACUGAGCAACGGGAGCUCACCCCCUCGCGGGAAUUCGAACCACCAACCUUCUGAUCGGCAAGUCCUAGGCUCUGUGGUUUAACCCACAGCUCCACCCGCGUCCCUAGAUACUUACAGAUUCACUGUUAAAACUGUGUUUUUGGAAGACAGUCUUACUGGGCUACGAGUGAUCGCCAAAGAAGAAGAAGAGAUACUGAAUAAUACCGACUUGCCAAGGGAGUGUGAUGGGGAUUGAUUGGGAAAGUGAAUGAGACAGAGAUUGUCAUAUAUGGUGGAGGAAAGAGGAGCAGGAAUGUUGAUUUACCCUGAAUAUGCUUUCCUAUGGCAUUGCAAUUGAAAGUAUGUCUCAAGCUGGGUUUUGUUUUGUUUCCAGCCUGAAUUUCCACGGCAGACUGAAAGCCACAGAUCCGUGAUACUCUCCACAUACAACUCAGACUUGCUGUACCAAGCCAAGCGCAAAUGCAACGCCACUCAGGAGUUUGAUAUUGAUCUCUACGAAGGAGAAUUGGUGGCUGUCGUGGAACGAAAGGAUCCUUUCGGAAGUACUGGCAGAUGGCUUGUUGACACUGGAAGUAAGUCCUCAGGCACAUUCAUCACAAUAUUGGAUCUCCUUUGGCUGUGAUGGUUAUUAAAUAUGGAUGCAACAGCCCUGUUGUGCCACGUUGUGACUUCUCACAGAGGUUGCGAGUAGUAUUCUAGCCUGCCCUGUGAGCUGGUCAUGGCUCACAUCACAAGUACCUAACCUAGCAUGAGUGGCAUUAUCCUGAGUAAGGAUUUGGCGCUGCUGGUGCAAAACAGAGCAACUUCCAACAUGAUGGAGUUUACGAAAACACAUAAGCUGUUCUUAAUUUAUAUUCUAUCCUGCUUGUACUGGGUUUCUGAAUUGCAGAAUUCUGGUCUUUAACUGGCAGUAUAUAUUUUAGGGGUGUGUGAAACGCUUCAUGUUUUAAAUAAAAUCUUUACAACACCCUAAAAAUAUCCCAGACUGAAGUCAAAUACAAAAGAAGAAAGAAAAUUAAAAUGCACAUUUUACAGUAGCACAGAUAACAUAACUAAAUAAGUUAUCUAAGAUAACCUCUUAAACAUCAAUAUAAGCUAAAACAACUGACGUAUUGGGCGCCAUAACAACUAUUAGCAGAUCCAAAAUACUAAAAUACAACAGACGCAACCAGCGUCACCCACCAAGUAGGCAAACAUGUAUUUAUAGGUAGCAGCUACAUUCCCACCUUGGCAGCUAUCUCUCCUACUUACAUGGAAUAAGGCAUCACCCACAAUAUUUCCUCCUUCACCUCCAAAGGCUAAAGCAACAAAAAAAGGAGGUGUCACUCUUGCCCUCUUCAUGACCCCAAAGGGCCAAACCCCUUUUUUGUUACCCCUUCUGUGUCACCCAACCCAGAGUGGCCUGCCACACCACAACAACACUAGUUGUAAGACUAGGGACCGCCAGUGACUUCUGCCCAGCCUCACUGGGGGGAUUAUGGCCCAGACUAGGUAUAUGAGAGAACAUGGUGGACAAGAGGAACCAAGUGGUCUCCCCACUGUUUCCAUACUCCUUAUUGGUGGCAAGCCUUUCUUUGCUUUUUAUGAAGGGCAGAAGGACUGGGGAGCAGGGAAGCACAUCCUAAUUUCUUUAAAUUUUCCUCCUCCCUCCCUAGUUUCAAAAGGAUACGUUUACUCCUCCUUCCUGAAGCCCUACAAUCCAGCGAAGGCACAAAAGGAGGCUUCAGAUGCCAGUUUCUGCGACGGCGACUUUGAUAACAUCAGCCUUUUUGUCUCCGUGAGGCAAGUGGAUGACGGCAGCACAAAACCCGCAGGGCAGCACAAGAGAAGCGGAAGCAGCUCUUCCUACAAUAGCCUGUGUGAAAAGGCAACUAUUAAUGGGACAGAGGUGGAUUGCUUCUAUGGAGUGGACGACCAAGAUGUAAGCAUCAUGAGUUCACCUUCAUUCCCCUCCUCCUUGUAGCUGCUUUCUCACCUGUUCUCUCCAGGCGUGUGAGCAGCAAGGAGAAGACACACAAAUGAGUAGUGGCAAGGAGGUGGCCCCCUCAGAGAAUCUUCAGAAGGGGUGUGGCUUGGUGGAAGAGCAUCCAUCUCAUAUGCAGAAGGUCUGAGGUUCAGUCACUGGCAUUGCCAGUUCAGACUGGAGAGAGCCCCGUCUAAAACCAGAGACAGCAGCUGCCAGUCAGUGUGAAUAAUGCUAAGCUAGACAGUGUAAGUCAGUUGGUCCUACUUUGCCCAAAGACCUGUCCAAAGGUCAUAGUAUUAUAGCAUCAUAGAAUGCAUAGAGUCCAACCACCUGCAAUGCAGCAAUGUCAGCUAAAGCAUCCAUGACAGAUGGCCACCCAAGCUCUGCUUAAAAGCCUCCAAAGAAGGAAAGUCCCCAACCUCCUGAGGGAGACCAUUCCACUGUCGAACAGCUCUUACUGUCAGAAAGUUUUUUUUUCUGUUGUCCCUUGCUGUGAUGAGAGGAAGAGCAUGUCAAAGGAAGCUUUAGAUUUGAAGAAGACUAUGUCAAACUUAGAGGGAUGCGGGUGGCACUGUGGGUUAAACCACAGUGCCUAGGGCUUGCCGAUCAGAAGGUUGGCGGUUCGAAUCCCCGUGAUGGGGUGAGCUCCUGUUGCUCGGUCCCUGCUCCUGCCAACCUAGCAGUUUGAAAGCACAAAGUGCAAGUAGAUAAAUAGGUACUGCUCUGGCGGGAAGGUAAACGGCGUUUCUGUGCACUGCUCUGGUUCGCCAGAAGCGGCUUAGUCAUGCUGGCCACAUGACCCGGAAGCUGUACACCGGCUCCCUCGGCCAAUAAAGAGAGAUGAGCACCGCAACCCCAGAGUCGGUCAUGACUGGACCUAAUGGUCGUGGGUCCCUUUACCUUUACCUAUGUCAAACUUAGCAGCAGCCCAUAGGAAAUAUUCUAAAGUUGUGAAGUGGUGCUUCUGGAAACUGUGAGGCCCUAUCAUGCUGCCCAGUUUCUGAACUAGGAACUCUGAGGCUGCCCACCUGGAUUUGAGAAUCAUGGGACUGAGGAUCAUCUAGUACAACCCACUGCACUGCAGGAAUAUGCAGCUGUCCCAUAUGGGGGAUCAAACCUACAACUUUGGCACCAGGCUCUAGCCAACUGAGCUAUCCAGAUGAUAGCCUAGCACAGGUGCCACCUUUGGGAGGACAGACAGGCUAGAAAUGUAAUCAGCAAAUAAGAAAAAUAAGAAGUUCCCUCUUGCCUGCUGUUUGCCUUUCUGCAUCAAGGGUAGCCAGUGGGGUGCCCUCCAGAUGUUGGCCAUUCUGCCUGGGGUUGAUGGGACAUCCAAUAUUUGUAAUUUGGCAACAUCUGGAUGACAUCACAUUGGCUGCCUCUGGUUUGCAAACUCGCUUGUGUUUAUAGAAGGAGUGCUGCAUGUCACCAUAGCACGUAAGAGUUGCUUAUAUCCCAGGUUUCUGACAGGAGACAUUACCAGCCAUACCUGUGACCUUCUGCAUGACUAGCAGAUGCUCUCCCACUGACCUGCCACCUUUCCCAUUGGUGGUGUAUACAUACCAUACAUUUAAAGCACAUGGCUUUCCUCAAAGGAUCCUGAGAACUGCAGUCCAGCCCUCACAGCACAGUCCCUGAUAAAUGACAGUCCCUGAGAUUCUUUGGGGGGAGCUAUGUGCUUUUGAUGUGUGUAUGUAGCCAUUGUAUGUUGAAAGAGCAGCUAGGACCGAAAAGACAUUUUCUCUUUUGUUUCUCCCUCUCAGACAUUUUAUGCGGUUCAUGCAUUUCAAGCAAGGAGCCACCAGGAGCUCAGCCUUCAAGAGUACCAGCGAGUUCGGAUCCUUCGUUUUUCUGACCUGAGCGGCAACAAGGAAUGGUGGUUAGCAGAAGCGAAAGGACAAAAGGGAUACGUGCCAGCAAAUUACCUUGGGAAGAUGACUUACGCGUAAACAUCGGAAAUACUUACAACACCUAAUUCUCUGAAACGUCAGAGGCAAAAGUCUUCCGUUUUGCUCUGGUCUGCUCAAAAGUUCGUUUGUAAAUCAAGAGCUGAAGAACUUAUGAAGGAGGUAUUUAAAACAAAGAAAAAACUGUUUCCGGUCAUUGUCCUGAAUUGCUUGCAUCCUUUCUCUUUGCCACACUGCUUUUGUUGGAAUCUCCCCUGGUGUAUGGAGAGCCAGUGUGGCAACGUGGUUAGAAUGUCUGACUAGGACCUGGAGAGACCAGGGUUCAAAUCCCCAGUCGCUCAUUGAGCGUCCUUGGGCCAGUCACUGCCUUUCAGCCAAAUCUACCUCAAAGGGUUGUUGUGCAUCAGGGCUGUGUCAGGUGUGCAUGCAGGAGCCAGGCCCUGUGACUGAUAGGACUUUGCAGGACUGGGGCCUUCCUAAGUUUGUUCUGAAGAGGCGAGGCAUGGCCUCACA
Messenger RNA from Podarcis lilfordi (Lilford's wall lizard), 53057 nucleotides. NCBI's taxonomy places the organism in Eukaryota, Metazoa, Chordata, Lepidosauria, Squamata, Lacertidae. The record is from the annotation of a GenBank genome assembly.